CCUGCAUCUUUUAUAACAACCCAAUAGAUUUUGUUUUCCAUUACAAUGAGAGUAGCAGAGUUUAUACAGGGCACAGCCUCCAUAGAGGAGGCGGUCGAAGCAAACUCGCGCCUUUUUCUUCUUCUUACGUGCCCCGCUCUGAUCAUUUCAAAAGCGAUGACGCCACGGUGCGGCCAGUGACACCCAGCUACGGCUGGAGGGACGCCUCCCAUGUUUUCUUGGCGUCAGGCAGCCUUGACUUGAACAUGAAUAAAAGCGUGGCUGCAAAAUGCCGGGGGAUACAUAGAUAGAAAAUAUGCACACACACACCCCAUAUUAAAAACUAAGCCCCGGGCAGGGCCUCUUAUCAGUAUUGGUACGGGCCCGUUUGCAACGCGGAACCUCCUCGCCGCGGCUUAGCGGCGGCGCGAGGGAAGGUGUUCGGCGUUGCACCGUCCGGGCUGCGAGGGGCAUUGUGGGGGCCCGCGUUUGAAAACCGUUGCUCGCUUCUUCUUCUCCUUUCAAUUUUUAUUCCCCCCCCUUCCUUCCUUUCUCUCUCUCCCCCCCGCCCUGCCACCACCUCUUCUCUUCUCUCUCCGGCGGGUUUUUAUUAUUAAAAUGGCGCCCUAAGCCGCGGUCCAGGGAAGCCACCCGAGUUGGGAGGCUCGAGGAGAAGCGGCCCUCGGAGGAGGGUAAGGGCGGGCGGGCGAGGGGCGCGUCCUCCUCCCCACCCUCCUGCCUCCGAUGCGAGAGGAUGGCGAGCCCGGAUCAGAAGUCGCCCAACGUCCUGCUGCAGAACCUGUGCUGCCGCAUCCUGGGCAAGGGCGAAGGUAACUGCCUCCCCCGAAGACUCUAGAAGCCCUUUCCCGCUUGUCGUGAGCUUGCUCGGGUCGCUUCUCCGUGUGUUUGUGUUGGCUUGUGUGUUGUGUUGUGUUGUGCCUCCUCCUGUCCUUCUGUCAGCGGAGCCGCUGUGGGAGCUGCGCAGGUGGAGAGAAGGAUGCUCUAUCUAGCCUCCCCACAUAAUAAGGUGCAGGCAGGCAGGCGAAAGAGGCUGCUGCUGCUGCUUCUCGUGGGUGGUUGAGUUGAGCAGACGGACAGCUUCGUGCCCCCUGGAAUAACUUGGCUGCAAAACACCCUCCCCAGCCACCGCCUCCCGCCGAAAGAGGGGCCCGAAACAGUAAUCAGAGAGAGAGACAGAGAGACAAGACGUCCUACUGUAAGAGUGCCUGGUCGGUUCUGGAAGUGGGGGCUCCAGGUUUCUUCCCUCAGUGGGUGGACUUGGCUGAGAUUUGGCCCAGCCACCUGGGCAGCAGAGCUUCUUUGUGCAUAUAAAUAAGGCGACGGGGGUGGAAAAGCUAAGUAGGACUUCUGAGAGGAAUAGGCUGGAUGUUGGAUCACUGAAUAUUGUGUGGAAUAGCUAUACACAAAUGUAAUAUUCUGCAUUUAGGGUGUUUUUUGGGCAGCGGAGAAAUCAGAUCCACAUGUACAGGAUGACACUCAACUUGACACCAGGAGGUGUGAAAUGAAUUGGUGUGUUAAAAAAACCCAACAACUGCUAGCAGGGGCCCCCUGUAUGGUUUCGGGACCCUGUUGCAGGGGGUUGGACUGGAUGACCCUCGGGAUCCCUUCCAACUCUACAAUGCUGUGAUUCUAUGAACUUAGUUAGCCAUAGUAUGCUGGACUAGGUGGCCACUGGCCUGAUCCACUUGUUCAUCUUCUGUUCUUAAUCUGCUGGAUCAGGCCAGUAAACCAUCUAGGCCAGCAUUCUCUUCUCACAGUGGCCAACCAGAUGCCUGUGGGAAGCCCUAAAUCACUAUCUGAGUGCAACAGCACUCUCCUGGUAUGGGUCCCAGCAUCUGGUAUUCAGAAGCACACUGCCUCUGACAGUGGUGGUAGAACAUAGCCAUCAGGGUUAGUAGCCAUUGACAGAGUUAUCCUCCACAAACCUGUCUAAUCCUCUUUUAAAGCCAUUUUGGUAGGCGUAAGCUGAAUAUGAGACUGCAGUGUACUGUUAACAGCUACAAAGGCUAAUACAAUUUUUGACUGCAUCAGCAGAUGCAUAAUGUCCAGAUUAUGAGAAGUAAUUGGUACCACUGUUCUGCAUUGGUCAGAACUCCAGGUCUGGAGACUGUGGUUUAAGAAGGAUAUAAACAAAUUAUCCAAAGGAUGACGACAGAUACAGAGGAGCCUAGAGAAGAAGUCCUGUGAGGAAAGAUUGAAGUCAGGUACACUUAGCCUUGAAAUGAAAUGAUUAAGUUCCAGUGUAAUGACUACCAUAAGUAUCUGAAGGGUUGUCACAUAGAUGGAACAUACUUGUUUUCUCUUGCUCGAGGUAAGGAGUAGCCAAUGUGGUACUCUCCAGAUAUUGUAGGACUGCAACUACCGUCAGUCCCAGCUAGUGUGGCCAACUGGAGAACACCAUGUUGCCUAUCCAUGCUCUAGAAGUUAGAACCUGAACCAUUGGAUCCAAAUACAAAGAAAAAACCUAGACUGAACAUUAGGAAAAACUUUAUGCAGGUAGAAGCUGUUGGACAGUGAGGCAGACUGCUUCAGAAGGUGGUGGACUCUCCUUUGCUAAGAAGUAUUUACGCAGAGGUGAGAUAGUCACCUGUUGGGGUUCUGUAGAAGUUGAUUUGUGCAUCAUUGAACAUUUAAGUUCUUUUCCAAAUCUUAAGAGGCUUGAUUAACUUCAGAGCUAUCUCCCAGCUGAUGAGAUGCUGCUAAAAAAAGCUGUGUUGAGUCUUUUUUUUGAGCAGUGGAAAAAGAGGUACAGCAGGUAUGUUGUGAUUAACAUCCCAUAAGUAAGCACACAGAUGAGAAAAUCUUAGGAAAAGUUUGAAAUGCAUUAUUGUUUCUAAAGCUAAAAGUCAUCCCCUUUUGUAGGCUACUGUUCAAAUACUUUGAAAGAACAAUGGCUACUGAAUGUACAGCUUCCUAUAGAUCAUUGUGAGAGAUUAAGUAUACAUGAUUAUGGUAUUUUUCCAGAUACUCAUAUUUUCAUAAUUAAAUUUGUUAGUUACUGCUGAUGUAAAAUCCGCUUCUGAGCAUAACAUGCAUUUUUGUAUGUGUAGGUUAAAUUUUCUUAUUUGGCAGAAAAAAAUGUAGUACUGAAUUACAUAAUACAUCCUGUUAAUCUGUUUGCAGUGAGAAAAUAGUUACUUAUGAACGGGACAGUUGAAAGAUACAGCAAUUGGAUUGUAUCAAAGAUUAUAAAAGCAAAAAUGGAACUGUGGUAUGUUUUCUGCAGACUUCAAGAUGGCUAAAAGUCUGAAAACACCAAUUAAAAAUAAAAUAAACAUAGCUAAAAAGGAAACUAAAGCGGGGGAUAAAUAGAAGGAACAGUAAACUUCAUAAGAAGUAAUAGGUAAAGUAGCAUAAUUAAAGACCACGUGGCAGAAUUAAAAAAAACACCCUACAAUGAAGGUUAACUUAUCUUAUGAUCCACUUAAGCUACCAAAAAGGAGGCAAGGCAAACCUCUUGGGAUGAAAUUCCAAAGCCUUGAUUCAGCCCUAUUUCUAGUUCCAGGGGUUAUUAGAACCCAUAUAGGGCCUCCACUGUUGGCUUUAUAUGACCUGGCAAGAUCAUAUAAGAGGAGUUGGUCCUUUAGUUAUAUUGGUCUCAAUUUGUGAAAGGCUGAAAGUUAUUACUAGCAUUUUGAAUUGGGUUCAGUAAUCCAACUCCAAUUAACAACCUGAUUGAUGAUUUCUGAACUGAUUGAAGUUUCUGGACACCUUUCAAAGCAACCAUGUUAAGUGACUUUGAAUGAUCGGGAUGUGUCAUUGUGGUUAGGUCUGCUGUCUUGCAGCACCAGACUAAACUGGGCAAAUAUACAUCUGACCAUGGCUUUUACCUGAGUGUCAAUAUCAAGGCCACAGCCAGAAGCACGCCCAGACUAUGAACCUGUGUUGUGUAACCCCAUCCAACACAGGUUAUAUUAUUUUUCUGAUAUUGGAGCAAUCUGUAUGUAUGGCUGCCCUGCCUUGCUGUGAGCUAAGCCAUGGUUUGUCUUAGCAUUGUGUCAUAUUUGAGCUCAUGGUUUAUUUCCAGACAAACCACAAGCUGUAACCAAGUCGAUGGAUUACUGCUUGUGGGUUGUGGGAGGUAAACCACAAGCUAUGGCUUAGUUUACAGCAUUUUGCAGCAGCAGGACCAGAGGAGGAGCAAAAAUAGCCACAAUCUUCUCUCUGGGAACCCACUCAGUUGCUGAUUUGUGCUAAGUCAUGGUCAUUGUCUCAAAUAUGACAUAAUGAAUAUUUGCUUGUUCUUUGAAAAUUAGUUAAGAUGACUUGGAUGCAUACUUUAUUGUGCUUUAAAAGUUUGGGGUUUCUUUUGGUGUGUGCAAGCUGCUACAAAUAUCAAACAUGAUUCAGUAGUAAGGAACUUACUAGAUUGUAGUUGGUUGGCAUCUGUCUUGAGAGACAUUGGUGUGUGCCUCCAGUGAUGAAGUUAAAUCACUGCAUUAGCAGCACUGAAGUGACAUCCCCUGGGAGCAGGCCUGGGCACUAUGUACGAAGGGCCUGGAAAGCAGAGCACUGCAUUUGGUACCAGCUUGGCUGCAGGAGUUGCUGGAAAGAGGCAAAUGAGGUGCCACCUGACCACCUUAGGGACUCCACUCUGGAUUUGUGUAGGGUUUAUCGCUUAGCCUUUUCUUCUCCUGACAGUAUCCUGGAAGCAGUGUUCAAAACUCCCAUUGUUCUCGCCGCAUUUUGCGGGAAAUUUCAUUAGUGUGAGCAGUUUCUAAGUUCCGGGUGCAGUACUGCGCCUAAGAUUUCAGAUUAAAACUGCAGUGUGGAAGGAAAGGAGGACCCUUUUCUGCCUCCCCACUUCCACCUACUCACUGAAGACUGGAGAAGAGACCCUCUUAAAAAUGUUAGGGGGGUGGGCAGGAGAAGGACUAGACCAUGUGAAAAAUGAACAUAAUAUUUUAGCUGCAGUUCAGUCCUUUUCAGCCUUGUAUUCCUGUUAUAAAAAAGUUUGCCUAGGCAUUCCGUUCUUGCGCCCGUAACCUAGCUUUAAGGUGCCAUUUAGCUUCUCGUUUUCAUAUCUCAGUUUCCAGCACUGCCUGAAAGGCAGCAGAGGUUUAGGAUCAGUUUUCCUUCUCCUAGAUGGGCUAGCUUCCCAGGUUGACGAGCCGCACCUGCCUCUGACUUCUGUAUGUGCAGAAACCGCCUUCUUGACUGUUGGACCUACUAUUAUUCUUGUGUGCUCAAUUUGUCAGAGCCUGUCUUUGCAUGCAAAGAAAGUCCCUAACUCUCAGAGAGCUUAAGACCUAUCGGCUGUCCUCACCUGGUUUAGCCGGCCAGUCAAAGCCAUUCCUGGGGUGUGGCUGCUGUUGUAUGCUGACAGCUUCUGGGAGCUGCAGGUGAGAACUAAAUUCAGGGUGUGGACCAAAGGUGGGCAAACUACUCCAAAUGGAGCACAACAUGUACCCCUCCCAUCCCCUAACACCACAUACAUCCCAUUUGAUUGUAGUAUUGCACAGGAUAAUUCACCUGCCCAUUUUAUGAGACUGAAGUCUCUAGAGAAGAGACAGUAUGUUAAACUUGUGUGGAUUUCACCAAAUAAUUGUUUAUAGAAUUGUUUUAUUGAAGGUAGAUGUAAUUGGUAAUUGCUAAGUAGAUAGAUGGGUAUGAAAAUAUUUGUGGAAUUUGCAAGAAGUAGGUUGUUUGCCUCUGGGGGAAAAUCUGUGCAUCUAGCACAGAAAUGAAAUCCUGCCAGCACAAUUCCAUGCAUAUUUACUCAUAAGUAUUACUCAUUGUGUUAAGUGAGACUAACUUAAACAUGCAUAGGAUUGUAGUAUAAUGCUACAAUUAUUUGCUCAGAUCCUUGGGAGUAAGACGCAUUGAAUUAACUGUGACUUACUCCUAAGUACAGUAAAUAUGGAAAUGUUUAGAUUGCGUGUAGGUUUUGUUCUUUUAGCUCACUUUGGGAAAUAGGUCCUGAAGAACACAGUGUUCUAUAAGCUAGCGAUAAAAUUAGGCUUUUCUUAAAGAUAACUUGUUACUUGCAGCCUGACUUGUCUAAAGAGUUCAGAUUGGGGGAGAAAGGUCUUUUUGUCUAAAAAUCAUAAUCUGCCACAAGGGCAAGGGUGACAGAAGACAAAACUGGAGGAAUACCAAAUUUAUUCAUUCCCUUGAAUGUUUUAUCAGAAGUAGAAAAGCAUAUUUGAUUUUUUUAAAAAAAUCAAAUUCAAAAGCUGCAGAGAGUUGAGUUGAACCAAGACUUGAGACCUGCUCAAAUCAAAAUAGCUUUGUGGUAUAAAAAGUAGCAGUUACCCAGGUGAUAGAUUGAAAAUUGCCUAUCCUUAUGCAGUUCAAAUAUCUUUACAAAUAGGGAGCUUUUAGAAUGAAUAAUUUGUCUGAUGUUUAUGUUUAUAAAACUUGUAUCAUUUUGCUCCUUUGAAAUACUAAAAUGUUUUCCCUUAUUUAUAAACUCUUUUAUUUGGCUUAAGUAUUACACACUGUAGGACUUUACUUGGCCUAUAAAACAUCAUUUUGUGCUUUUUAUUUUAAAAUGUCAUUUCUUUUGACAGUAAUUAAACUAAGAAUAAUUAUUAUGAUAUGGUAAGCAUGGUGGGCAAACUUGGCAAUGUUGGAUAAUAUUAUGUUAAUUUUAAUUACUCUUAUUUACAAAAAAAGGCUACCUUCAUGUAUUUGUUUGGGACUUUUAGCAGUUAGCAUUGAUGUUAUAUGAGCUGAGUCUUCUACAGUGCCAUCCUGUACAUUUCAGUGGGAACUUUCCCCAGGAAUGUGUGCAUAAAAUUUCAGCUCAGAUUUGUAUGUUACCUGUACUUCAUUUAUGGAAACAUCUUUUGUCAUAUUGGGAAACGUGGACAUCUUGGAUAUCUUCCUUUAAAUGCAAGUAAUUGUUCCUCAAUUUUAACAUUGUGAGAGAUUCCUGGUAAACCUCCUACUGGUUGCGCACAGGGGCAAUGUUUUCUUUCACAUUGGUACUUUGGUGCUCACACUAGUAAUCAAAUCUGAGGACUUUAUUGAUUCUUUAGAAGGAGGUCAGUGAUGCUGUGUCCUGGAAGCAUCGAGGGCAACUCUAAUCACAUACUGUAAACAUCUUUCUGUGAGCAGAGAAAUGUGCUCCUCUAAAGGUUCUUGACUGAGAGUUGCUAACUGAUGAAGUGAGGGACCAGGUUGCUUGCAAACAUUUGCAGAUGGAAUUGGGGUCAUCAAUAAGCUUCGCACAAAAUAAUAGCUAUGAUGAAAAUAGUUUUGUUAGGUCACAAGGAAGGGGCAAAAUGUUUUUAAAUUUUAGGUUUGUAAAAUGAUUUUGUAAACCUGUGGGGUGCUAUUGACCCCACCUACACUUUUUUGGUGAGGUUAAGGGGAAAUGAGUGAUUUGUCUGUUAUGAAAAUGGGCAGAAUUCUGUUUCUUCAUCCUCUGUAUUAUUUUCUCACAUGAAAUGGACACAACAGGCUCUGGGCUAAGCACCUGCGGAUAAUGGCAAUUAGUGAAUAACCUUAAAGGGCAUUUUGUGUGGCUACUUUGAGCCCUAGCACCCUAUGUGCAUGUUGUUUGGGUUUUCUUGGACAUUCCAAGGCAGUAAAAUUGACCUUAAAAGCCAUAAGUGAAACAACAUUUCCCCCACUAAAUUACACUCCCUCUGCAUCCCUCCCAAAUGCCACAUGGGACCGUAUUUUUCCGUCUAUAAGACGCCCCCAUGUAUAAGAUGCCCCCUAUUUUAGGGGACGCAGAUUUAGGAAAAUGGGUGUAGAUGUAUCUGUGUAUAAGACGCCCCUUAAUUUUUGACAUUAUUUUUUAGGAAAAAAACCUAGUCUUAUACACAGAAAAAUACGAUAAUUUAUGCUCUGUAUUGGAUGAGAACUACCUUUGUUUCAAUAAAGGCUAUUGAGACAAAAGUUUUAUGGAUUUUGUCUGGUGCUGUUCGGAGGUGUUUGACCCCACCCGUUGAUGAAAGGUUAAACUUUCCUUCUCCCAUAUCCUUUGCCAAGAUGGUGGCAUUUAUGCUUGAGGCUACAGGAAAUUGGAUUUCAUGACUCCAAAGACCUGUUGUUGUUUUUUACUUUCCUUGUGUCUUUUCAGCAAAUGGUACUUGAGGUCUUAAGUGCAAACCUUGUUUAGCUAUUUUCAGUGGUUUUGUAAGGUGUGGGAAGGAAAUCACUAAACCACAUAAUUUAACCAUACAUAUUUAAUUUCGUACUCUCCCUUUUCGGGAAAUUUCUAAAAAGCGCUAGCCGUGACAGUUCCUUUUUUUCUUGAAUCAUUUUGACUUUAAUUUCCUCUUGCCUCUAAUAGUUUGUCUACAUUUUCACAGGGAAUUUGUUCAGAGUUCUUUCUAGGCUUUGAAAUAUGUAUGCCAAACACUGCAGUUCUGAGUAGAAAUACCUCUGAUACAUUAGUGGAGAUGGUGAGAAGGUUGUGAAAAAUGGAUGAUAGAAGAAAAUUCCCACUAAGUAUUAUUGAAACCUGACUUCAUAGCAGCUACAUAAAAGCAUGCUCAAUAAAAACGUGCCUCCUUAAAAUUAUUGAUACUUUUGUUCUUUGCGUUCAGCACUUUGAGAAUCAGAAUGCUAUUUACUGGUGUUCUGAAUUCUUUGGAGAAUAUUCCACAAAUCUGUUCAUUAAGAGAUCCUGUCAGAGUACUCAAAUAAGGGCACAAUUGUGAAAUUGCUAGCAUUCACAUGAGCUUUGAAAGGCAGGUCUAUGGCUAUGUUCCAUCUCACAUCUUUAUCAAUAUCACACUUAAUUUAUAUCCCACUUGCAUUGUUUUCACAUUUAAGAGGUGAAGGUCUCAUUCAAUUUAAUGAGACUUUCACGGUAGAAAAUAUGUAGUGAAGGUCAAAUUUUCUAGGGGGCGUACAAAGGAACACCAUAUUAUAUGAGAGAGAGAGAGUGAUGGAUGCUAAUUUGCUAAGUUCUCUGUUUAGCCUUUUGUUAACAUGAAUAAUGGAAUCAUAGAAUUGUAGAGGGUCGUCUAAUCCAACCCCUUGCAAUGCAGGAAUCUCAACUAAAGCAUCCAUGACAGAUAAGAGGCUUCCUUUGCAUUCACUCUAUAUACAGCUCAUUAGGAACUGCAGGAUAGAAGUCAAUUUCUUUAUAUUUGUUGAGCCCCUUCUCUUUACACUUGGCAAAGGUAUUUGCCUUUUGGAAUUGAGGCUGCCCAGCAGUUUUCUGUUUUGCUGACCCAGUUCAGCCAAAUGUGGAAUGAAGUCUUUGGCAGGGGCAGAGACUUUUAAAAAGCAGUUUGAGGAAAGAGUGCCUUUUCAUCUCAAAUAUGCUUAAGUUAAAAUAAUAUUUAUUUCUUCCUCUUGCUAAGCUGUAUGGUCAAUUUUAUGGCCUAGCAAUUUCAUGCACUGAGAUGGUGCUGCCUUUAUUCUGUCCAAGGUUCAUCCAAUUGAAAGGGUGCAUGUGGGACCCUGGACGUGAUGUGGUUGCUACAUUUAUAUUGGGAAUUCAGCACAUUUUUUAUUUGAAAUUAUUACAUAUUUCUAAUGAAUCUAGGGUUCUGAUUUGAACUCCAUUAAGGUUUUAGAAACUGUGGAAUAUUUUUUUCAGAAGCUGUACUUUGCCAUUAGAAAUAUCAGCAGCUCUUCUUCAUACAGAAUUUGGGUGGCCAACAAUUUAAGACUGAGCAGACUGCGCUCAGUUAAGGUAUAUUAAAAUAAUUGUUACACAUAUGUUAUAUUCCUGUGCUGUGCUAUAUGGAAUUGGGUGAAAACCAACUCUGGAAAGCAGCUUGUCAAGAUGUUUUAGACUACUAUUCCUAUCCAGAACUGAACACUACACUGACCUUAAAUAAUUGUCAGCUAAGGGAUUGGCUUUUCUGGAUAGAAUUCAGAAGGGAUCUGCAACUAAUUAGAAAGACAAAAAAAAUUCCCCUUGGUAUCCAAUCACAAGAACAGAGCACUUUAGAGCUAGUUAUCUCACCAAUUUCCGUAAGAAAUGUAUUCUUAUGGAGCUGUGUUUCCAAGUGAUGCCCAGUGUAGUCUUAGAUGGCUGUUACAACACAGUCCCGUGCACAGACAGACUUUGUAUUUGUGGUCAGCUUCAGGUGGAAGACAUCACUCAUUAUCUGUUAGAUUGCCUCUUUAUAUAGGGACCCAAGAGUUCACUUUCUGAAACCUUUGGUUUGCAGAACCAUGUAUACCCCAGCAGAAAUGGUUCAGGGGUUUGUUUGUUUGCUUGUUGUGAGUAACAGUAAUAGCAUUGUAACACAGAGCGUGUUUAUGCAUUGGCUGCAAAAAAGAAAGAGGAAAAGGGAUUUGGAUAAAAUUGCUAUAAAUUGUUUUGGUGAUACAGAGGUUUAAUCUGAAAUCAGGCUAAAUCUAAGCUAGUUGAUGUCUCUGGUAUCUCCUCUCAUGUAAUGGAUGUCUGCUUAUAUUAUGGAUGUAUGUUCUAUAUUAUUUUAUUAAUACUAUUGCUACGAGUUUGUCAUGGCCUUUGGCUAGAACAAUAAACUUACGAACUGUAAGUGAAACUGAAAACUGAGUAUUUCUAAUGCUUUAUUUAUUCCCCCGUCUGUUAAGGCAGAAAUGCUUGCAAAUACUGAGAUUUAAAGUCAUGUUCAAAUUGAGAGCAAAAGCCAAACAGCUGAAAAGUCUUUGGAAUGGUGUGAGGAUAAAUACAAUGUUUAGGGGUAGAGCAAUGUGCAAAUGAUAGAGUGGGAUUCAUGGGCAGAUUUCUAGGAGGAAAUAGUUGGGUGUUCUCAUGUAUCCCUUCCUGGAAUAUCACAGAAUGUGUAAUCCUCUGGACAUUAUGAGUAUGCCAGGGAAUAUUUACUUAUCAUUCUUUGUCAUUGAAAGUAGUAGUAGUUCAGCAAUAAAAUUGCUUGUGCAUUUGGAAAGCUAAGCAGGGUCUGGUAUGAUUUCAAAUUGGAUGGGGGACCAUGUGUUCAGAGUCCUAUAUUGCAGGGGGUUAGACUAGGUGACCCUUGGGAUCCCUUCAAGCUCUACAAUUCUAUGAUUUUUAUGACCUGUGUUUAAUGGAGGUGCCUAUAAAUGGACAUGAAGCUUCUACAACCCUGUAAUGAACUUCUGAAGUAAUCCGAACUAUGUUUCUUACUUCUGCUGACACCAAAAAUAUUGUAUUAGACACCAAAAAUAUUGUUUGUGCAGGAAGACACUUUUACAUUCAUGAUUCUGUAUUACACAUGGCAGAUUAGUAUCUGGUAUGUGUGUGUGUGUGUGUGUGUGUGUGUAUGUAGGUACGCAACUCAUAAAAUUAAAUGCAUCUUCACAGUCUUAUUAUUAAAGGUAAAGGUAAAGGAACCUUGACAGUUAAGUCAGUCGUGAACGACUCUGGGGACUCUCACUUUACUGGCCAAGGGAGCUGACGUUUGUCCACAGACUGUUUUUCUAGGUCAUGCGGCCAGUAUGACUAAGCCACUUCUGGCAAAACCAGAGCAGCACACGGAAACACCGUUUACCUUCCCACUGGUACCUAUUUAUCUACUUGCACUUUGACGUGCUUUUGAACUGGUAGGUUGGCAGGAACUGGGACCGAGCAACGGGAGCUCACCCCGUCGUGAGGAUACGAACCACCGACCUUCUGAUUGGCAAGCCCUAGGCUCAGUGGUUUAGACCACAGCACCACUCAUAAAAUUAAAUGCAUUUUCACAGUCUCUUAUUAUUAACAGUUGACUAAUUGUGAUUUUAUUUCAGCUGAUGUAGCCCAGCAGUUUCAAUAUGCAGUGCGAGUCAUUGGAAGCAACUUUGCCCCUACUGUUGAAAGAGAUGAAUUUCUUGUAGCAGAAAAAAUUAAAAAAGAACGUAAGCUUAUUUAUUAUUUUUUAACAGUGUUCAGAGCAAGUUUUAUAAGGUGUUCAAUGCUGUGUGGGUUUUGUCUCUUAGGAUAGAGCUGGUUCACUUUACUGUUCAUCAGUAUAAACUAUUACCUUGUUUUUCACCAUCAUAUAUGUGCUUUUAUAUUUAUUUAUUUAUUUAAAAUAUUUAUAAGAUGCUGUUCUAGACUAUGUCUACCCAAACUAGUGAACAGCAAAACAAGCAUAAAAUACAAUAAUAAAAUGCAGCGCCAUAAUAAAAUUGUUUAUUUUGUUUCGACUACGGCAGACCAACGCGGCUACCUACCUGUAAAUAAUAAAAUUGUGAAAAGGUUUUCUCACACAAUCCCUUAUAAAAGCUUCUAAAACUAAUUUUUAUGAACAAACAAAACAUUAGCAUGUAAACCAGUACAAAACUAUUUUCAAAGCUAUUUAAAAAAUAACACCCAGCAGCAUGUCCAAAAGACACAUCUGUUAAAAACCAAUUGAAACAGGUGGUUUUAAUUCUUUUUUAAUUCCCUCAUAUAGGAGAGCGAGAGAGUAAUAUGAAUUGUAGUUAUAGAUCACUGUGUCAGCAGAAGCUAGCAGGGAAGAAGCAAGAAGAUAGUGUAAUAUAGAGUAGAUGUAUUUAUUCUUUUGUCUGAACAAAUUUCUAUCCUUCAUAUGUGGUUGUAAGGAAAAUAUGGAAGGUGAUGUGCGCAUUUAUCUAUUAUUAUAGUGUAGAGUUGAAUAUUCUACAUAGAACCAUAUUCAUAUAGGGUCAUUUCAUUGGAUGAAAUGAGCAUUUCUGUCCUUUGGGGGAGACCCUGUGGCAGAGCAAUCACCAUUUUUGUUGCCUUGCUGCUAAAUAAGCUAGGGUGGUAGGUGGAGGAAGCAGAUUUUUUUCACUUUCCCUUCCAUUGAUUCUAAUGAGAGAGAAAUAAAUACAGUAGACUUAUGCACAUUUAACUUGCACACAUUCAACUUUACAUGCUUGGCAAAAAAAAAGUAAAACAGCAGACAUCCAGUGGGGCGGAGAACUUUGGCAAUCCCACCCACCAUUGAUCCAAUGUGCUUUGACGAUAUGCAAUUUUGGCUUUAUGCAUGAUCCCCAGAACAUAAGUUGUGGGCUUACUAUACUCCAGGCCCAGGCCUGGCAUAGUCCUGGGCCAGUUUGUGGGUGUGUCAGGGGAUUUUGAAUCUUGCCGAUCCAUGACUGCUGGAAAUCCCCUUUUUUGACCCCCUCUGCCUGUGGGACAUGGACCACAGAACAUCUGUGCUCAUGGAUCUUCUCGCAAAUUAUCCACACAUAUCCCUUUCUCCUGACUGAACGACACUUAAUGUUGUUUCUUAAGGUCUCUUAAGCACUAGGAUCACAGGCCUAGUCUUAAAUAUGACACCAUCCUUCUGGCCAGAAUGAAUAGUCAUCUACAUUGUAACAAAAGCAGCUGGUAGCUCAGUGAAUUAGAUAUCUGUGUUGAUUGAAUUUCUGUUUAGUUUAAAUGCUAAUGUUGCACAUGGCAGGCUUGUAGUGUUCUUAACUUGCCUUUUCUCUUUUAAAGUUGUGCGGCAAGGAAGGGAAGAGAAUGCUGCUGUAUUUUCAGAACUCUACAGAAAACUCCACUCACAGGUACAGGAAUGUGUUCCAAACAACCCAAUAACCAAUAUGGAGACUAGUUGCUAAUUGUUGUGUAAAGAAUACCACUAAUGUGGCUUUGCUAGAUCAAGGAAAUGAGUUGUGUUUGAGUUUGUUCUGAUCUCCUGUCCUGUAAAAUAUUAAAAGCCCGUUUUUGAGGAAAGUAAAAAACAAUCAUCACGUGUUUUUGUUGACUAUAUGACUUCUUAUGGGAAGGACAUACAUCAGCAUAAAAUGUGUUUUGCUUUUUAUGUUAAACUUAUCUCACCACAAUCUAUUUUUAAGAUAAUGUGUAUUGAUUUAUUGAUCAGGUUUUCUGUCGGCCUCUUAAGUGAUCUUGGUUUUCUUUCUUUUGUACUUGAGAAUUUAUGAGUCAGUUUUGACAGUGAAGUUCAGCGAAGUUCACAAACUUUUGUAUACUGCAAGCAAAUCUGUUAUUCCUUGGCAUUAAUGAGUUGACUUCCCUCUGCUAUAGAGAGACUAGUUCAAUAAUUUCCAGACUUGUGAGAGCAGUAUAGUAGCUGCCAAAAAACAGCAGGGCAUGAAUUAGCAUGAAGUCCAGCUGUUGGUGGGAGAUCUGUCAGUCAUUUGUUUAAGCCAUAGCUCAAGUUUUUCCCCUUAUAUUGCAAAGGUAAAUUAAUGAAUUAGAAAAUUUGAACAAACCGUACUUAAAGAACCUAGAACAGUGACCUGAACUGUUGAGAAUAGCCAUUAGGCACUUCCUAAUACUUUAAAUCAGUACUUUUAUCAUAUGGUUAUGACAAGCUGCUUGCUGAAAUAGCACUGUGAAGAUAAUCCACCCACCCUGGUUGAGUAGUAUGAUCAGAUCAGGGACAAAUAGGAUAUCAGCAGGGAUUUAAGUCUCUUAAGAGGUGGGUCUGGUCUUGCUAUUAUUAUUAUUAAAAAAGAACUUAUCCAGGCAGAGGUAAGUGGCAUAUAACCUUCUGCUAUAUUGGCUGCAGUCCAAACCCACAUAGAAUUCAAUAGGACUUUCCUACAAGUAGCUGUGAUGGGUGUAUACAUGCACCACUUUCCAUUUUGAACAAAAGUAGACCUGUAAAUCUUUAAUUGAUUUGACCAACGCAGCUGAAUGAAAAAUUGGUGGUGGGUGUUUUUUUUUUGCAGUAAAAAACGAAGCCUGAAGACCAGUCAUGCACUACAGUUAGUCAACAAGGCUUGGUUUCCAUUAAUCUAACCUUGCGUCUCCCAUCCAUACCACUAUUAAAUCAUGGUAAUACUUGCUCACGGGCAAGUAAAACUAGAACUAAUUUUGAAACCACGUUACCAUUUCUAAUAGUUACCUCUUGUGGCAGGGAGUUUUGAAGAACAGAUGGUCAAUCCUCUACCUCUUGCUGAGCCUCAGUGAAGAUCCACGCAAGCAGCCAAACAAGGUAGCUAUUUUUGUGGGUGUGGGUGUCUAUCUAUCUUACAUAUAAUGAACAUGUAAGAGUACCAUCAAGCUGCAGUUUGCUAGGCCACAGACAAGCAACAUUGUGAACUACAGAAUGGCAAGAGUUGGUGGGUGAGCAGCCCAGGUGAGCUGGACAGCCAGAAGAGGCUGCAGCAGACCCCCAGCUCUGCUGUCUCUUCCUCCUGCCCAUUCUGGAGCCUCUGCCCCUCGGAUUCAGGUCCCUAGGCCAGCUGCCACUGCUACUGUCCUCCUUCCUCCUCUGCAAUUGGCCUUAGAAUCAAUCUGCUACUGCCAAGUAACAUAAAGAGCAGCAGCAAGAGCAAUGCAGGGGUGAAGAAGGCAUCAGAAGUAAUGGCUGGCCAGUCACUGGCGGCAUGAGGUGGAAAAGAACAUCAAAGCUGCCCUGUGAUGAUCCUUUCAACCUCUGAUGCCUGAGGUUGCUGCCACUGCUACAGAAAGCAACAGAAAAUAAGUCUGCAUUUUGAAAUCUUCUCUCGUUUCUGGCAAGGGGCAGCUAGGAGGCAGACACAAAGCAGAGAAAUAAGCUUCUUUCUCUCCUUUGUCUACCCCUCUUCCUCCUCCACCACCCCGUUCUGUGGCUCUGGGAAGCAUGAGAAAUGUUUCCUUCUUAGGCUUCCUUUAGUAGAAGAUGGUGCUUGGGAACCACUCAAGGGAUGGGAGGGAGGGAGUUUAUGGAGCAUUCACACACACACACACACCACCUUUUUUAUCAGUGUUUUAACGUUGAUUUAAAAGAAUUAAAGCUGGAAAACAAAAAUAAAAGCCAAUAAAAGUGAAAUUAUAAAAGCAAAACAUAACUAAAGAUUGUAAUAAUGUUUUAACGUGACCAGAUAAAUAAAGAAGUUUUUUUAAAUCAAAUUUUUUAAUUGAUUUUCACAUUUAUCACAUAAAAAAUACAAAAAGAUAAAAAAGAAAAACAUUAAAUAAAGAAGUUUUUGCCUGGCGCAUAAAAUAUAGUAGAGUUGGUGCCAGACAUGUCUGUCUGAACAAACCUCACCUCUGAUGGAGGUGGGAUUUAGAUGAAGGCCACUGGCACAAGAUCUCGGCGUGUAGGCAAGUUGAUAUGGAAGGAAACAGCAGCACCCCUUGAAGUACUGUAUUAUUACAACUCACAAUGUAAAAAACUGAGACAAAGGUAAAGUUGAAAUGUUAGAGGUUAGCCUUACUAAGGUUUAGCGCCUGUUUAGAAAUGUCUUUGAAAAGAUUGGGGCUGAUUCUGAAAAGUGUGUUCUGUAUUUUACUUUUUAUUUUUAAACAGAUACAUCGGCAAUCGGUUUCAGAAUGAUAAUAUGUUUAUAGUCAUUUAGCUAAUGGCAAUGGGUUUAUUUUAAAACUUUGGGUUGUUUUUUUCCCUCCCCUUCAAGGUAUCAAAUUUCGCCUCCCUGUUUGCUCAAGCACUGCCACGGGAUGCCCACUCAACUCCGUAUUACUAUGCUCGGCCCCAGAGCCUUCCUUUGAACUACCAAGACCGGAAUGCUCAGUCUGGCCAGAAUUCUGCCAGUAUGGGGAGUAGUGGAAUCAGCAGCCUCGGCAUGUAUGCCCCGAAUGGGCCAACACCAACCCCGCAGUCAUUUCUUCCAGGGUAAAUGAACAUUUUUCAUGUUGCCGAUAACCGUGCAGAGAGACCUGUUUCAGUGUUUAGCAGUCAGAGGUGACAGUGAAGGCUUGCUGUUCAACGAAACUGGCCUGCAUGGCAGUUGUCCUCUUAACCUUGUACCGUAGGUCAAUUUGACUUUUAUUUAAGCUUAUUCUAUAUCCUGCAUCUCAGUGCUUCUUAGGGUGGCAUAUGCUAAAAUAGCAAAAUCAAUGGCAGGUCCAAAAAAAGAUUAAAGAAAGCAGCAGUUAGAACAAACAGCGGAAACAACAGAGCAAUAAAAACAUUUCAGAGGGAAUUAAAGCUGUUACAAUUAUGUUUUGAAAGACAUCCAAGUAGUUUCCAGGCAAACCUAUAUGGGAAGAAGAUUCCAUAGAUAGGUCACCACUGCUUAAAAGACCCUCUCCAGUCACUGUCCUUCAGGGUUGGUGGAACUGCUGUAGAUAAUAUACCUAAGACCAGACUUCCUCAAACUGGGCCCUCCAGAUGUUUUUGGCCUACAACUCCCAUGAUCCCUGGCUAGUAGGACCAGCGGUCAGGGAUGAUGGAAAUUGUAGUCUCAAAACAUCUGGAGGGCCGAGUUUGAGGAAGCCUCCCUAAGACCAUACAAUGAUUCAAAGUAGUUAUGGGGGGAAGCAUCUGAGGGGUAAAUGCACUUACCUGGGAGAAAGCCCCAUUGAACUUAGCAAGACGUGCUUCUGAGUAAAUGUGCAUAAGACUGUAUUGAAAGUCUUAUUGUUCAAAGGCAGCUAUCCCCCCUCUCUCUGGACCACACUAGUGUUGUCUACAAGACAACACAGAGACACUCUGUCUUCUGCUAGUCAGAGAUUAUGUAAAACAGGAGUCCAACCUUAAUACUUGGUUAGAGUAUGAAGAAAGUAAACAGUUCUUAGCUGAAUUUCAAGAAGACUGGUAAUUCUUUGGACUCUGCUAGACUGGUAAAGAAAAAGCGAUUUAUAUGCGUUGUUUGUGCAAUAUAACAUUGUGCCACCAGAUGGCGACAUGGAGUCCCGUUUUUCUCUACCUGUUUUCCCUGUUUAAAUUUACAAUGCUUUAAACUGAAACACUUCUUUGAUGUGUCCAGAUCCAGCCUUUGUUCUUGGGGUAACAGUUACAUUUCCUUAGCAGAUAGCCUUUGUAGCUUGCCAGUUUGCUUUCUUUCAUGAACAGAAAUUGAUUCAGCUGCUGAAAGGAAGUUAUGGUUCUUUAUAAGUCACCUUUUGAUAUACUUGCUAACUCCCCCUCCCUGAUACCUUCUAAUGAAGGCAAGUGCAAGUAUAGCUAGGGAAAGGAAAAAGAGAGAGAGAGGGUAUAUAAAAGCGGCCAGUGUGGUGUAGUGGUUAAGAGCGGUAGUCUCGUAAUCUGGGGAACCGGGUUCGCGUCUCCGCUCCUCCACAUGCAGCUGCUGGGUGACCUUGGGCCAGUCACACUUCUUUGAAGUCUCUCAGCCCCACUCACCUCACAGAGUGUUUGUUGUGGGGGAGGAAGGGAAAGGAGAAUGUUAGGCGCUUUGAGACUCCUUAAAGGGAGUGAAAGGCGGGAUAUCAAAUCCAAACUUCUUCUUCGAUGUGUUCAUAAUUACUGGUACUUGUUUAUUUAUGGCUUGCAUAUCGUGCCUUUCCUCCAAAGAGCUGGAUUUCAGGCAAAAUUUUUGCUUGAAAUCAUUGGAUGACAAUUGGGUUUGCUCCAGCACCAAGGCAGAAUUUUUGCAACGUGGCAUUAUCCCAAAGUGCCACGAGGAAGUAGUCAUCACAUUGGGGAUAGCACUACAUCUUGGCUAUGAGGUCAAGCUACUAGAAUAUCGAAGGAAGAGGCUUCCAAACUUUGUACACCAAACUAGUGGUUUGUGCUUAUGGUUCAGCUUUUUUUUUUGGGGGGGGGGGGGGAACCAGCAUUUUCUUCUCCUGCCUUUAAGUUCCAGGGAAUUCAGGAAGAAUUGUGGUUGCUCUUGCUUGCUUUUCCUUCUCAAUACCUCACAGUGGCACUGCAGGCACAUUGCCACCUGCAAAUUCCUUUCAUGGGACCUUAUAAGGGAAAAGAACUGAUUUUUAAUGUGAACUCCUAUGAAGCCCGUAGCUGCCCUAUGCCACUAAGGGAGCUAACUCUCAACCAGUGCUUCUGGGUGACUAAUCCUAGUGCUUUUUUUCCUAUUGGUUUCCCAGAGGUUCUGUCAGCCAAUAAGGGCACAUGAGCCUUCCAUAAGGACAAAAGGGGUGUUGAGAUCUGGCCCUUCCUCUCUGCCCAGAAUAAAUUUAUUCCAUAGGUUAUGGGAGGCUUUUCUACUCAUUUUCACUUCUAAACCACCAUAUUGGGAUGGGGUGAUAACAGAUUUUAGGUGCUUGUAGAGAGAGCUCUGAGGUUAUGUCUGGAAGAUCUUUGUUUUCAUUAACAACAUUCUAGGAUGUUGUCCUGAGGGGCGAUGACUGGGAGAACUGAAAAUCUAUCUUACUUUUUAAUUCCCAUAUUUUUGAAAUACCAUAGGCAGUUGUCCCGCUUUCCUGAAACUUGCAGCUCAAUUUUGAGAUCCAAGAGUGCAAAAACAACAUCAACAACUUUCAGGGAUGUCCUAUCUGGUCUGAAAUAUAUUUUCCUGAACAACUUGUUUCAGAAAUGUUUGGUGUUGGAUAAGUUUUAAUAAGCUUACAGGCUUAUCUUGCUGCUCUUGAUCUGGGAAGCUGGCUUGCCCUUUCCCAUGGUAUAUCUUAGCAACUUGACCCUGACUGUACCCAAAAUAAGGUGCUAACCCAAAUAUGAUGAUGCUUAUCCAUGAGAAUUCAAGGUAAGAAACAUCUGUUUCCACGAGUCGGGCUGAGUUACUAAAAUAAAAUAAGAGCAAUUGCUUUGCUAUCUGCAUUGACCUAUUAGAGGUGUCAGAACAUUAAACUGAAGCAACUUUUGGGCUGUUCUCAAAAUUGUAGAACAAUCAUGGGGACCCUGCUGAUGUGAGAGACCCUUUAUUUUUAUGAUUGUUUUAGAAAUUAGCAAUUUUCCCACUGCAAAUAUUUACCAGGAAUUAUUUUCAAAUGAUUCUUUUGUACUUGCAGGGCUGCAUUAGCCUUAGUUGGAAGUCAUCUGGCUCUGAAUGGGUAGUAGAUAUUUCUGAGGUGCUUUAUGCACUCUGUUGCAACAUUAGUAGGCAUGCAACCUUUUCUAUAUAACUGUCAAGAACUGCAAAAUGGUGAAUUUCUAAAUGCAUUAUCAAAGAUACUUGGCCAUGAUAAUGCCUUCUGCAUCUGCCAAUUUUUUUGAGCUGAAAUUUUGCAGAAAUAUAAGUAAUUUUGCUAUAAGUAAGACAACUCAAUAGCUACAUUAUAGCUUUUAUUUCCGCAGACAAUCCUAUCAACGUGCAGGCGUGGGAGAUUGCCUUCGGCAGCAGCUGGGGGCACGACUUGCCUGGACUUUAACCGCAGGCCAGCCUACAUUACAGAACUCUACCUCAAAAGGGCUCUCAACCACUGUUUCACGUAAUCUGCCAAGGUCAAGGCGGGAAGGGGACAUAACGGGUGAGAAAAAUAUAUUUCAUUGUUCAUUCUCUGUAUUCUUGCGUCACAGUGCUUAGCUCAGAUUGGGAUGUUUCUGCUUUGACCUUGAUACCAGCUGAUAACAGUUCCCAGGAAAAUUGUGUACACACAGGUUCUGCUAUAGGAACGCUAGUUGUCUGAAAUCUUAGCUACCUGAACACAAAGAAUCAUACCCAAACCUUACUACACAAACGGCUGAUUCAGGUAUCUCCAAAUAGCUGGAGUCUGCCCACUUUCUUCCUCCUGUGUUUUGCUAGUCAGCACAGAAUGAAUAUAUAUACAUAUAUAUAUAUAUAUAUGUAUGUAUUCUCAAAAGAAAGUCUUAAUAAGUUCAUUGGAACUUACUUCCAAGUAAGAGGGUAUUGGAUUGCAGCAUAAAUAUACCGCCCCAGUAUUCAGAUAUUUCCUGAGGCUCAAACUAUAUGAAGCUUCAUUUUUUUUACCCAUUAAAAAUAACAAAAACAAAACAACCAGCAGAAAACCAAAAGUAAUUUAAGGGAUUAAGUUGAGGAAUGACAGUUUGGGGUAAAUGCAUCUGCACCUAUUUCUCACUUCGCUCCCUGUACCCUGACUGUAGGUAUAAAAAUAGCUUUGGGGAGGCACUUUUGAGCUGAAGAACAGUUGGAAGGGAAAGGGUUAAAAAAACACCCCAAUCUCUGGCUUAAACUCCAGCGUUGUAAGGCUGCUUUGAGUUAUUUAGAUGAUGUCAUUUCACACUUAGUUUGAACCCUAGUCUAAUAAUGAGACUAUACCCCACGGCAAACUGUUUUUGAAACCUAAGUGAUUUUGUGUGGCUCCGAAAUAAGUUAUUUGGGCCUUUGUUUCAUAAAAGAAAUGGCUAAUGUGCUAAGAACCAAAGUCACCUAAGUGUGCUCUGCCACCACUGGGGGAGCACCCAUAAAGUGGUGCUGGGACACUGAGGUUGACCUCUCAAUUUGAGCAUGUAUUUUGGUUAUCUUGGAUAACUCUUCCCGUGUUCCAGAAACUAUUUUUAUAGGCAUCAUUGAAAUUGAUGGCUCUGCCUCUUAUGGGCAUCAUCCUGUGCUGAGAUCAUCAGUUGGCUUUCUGCCUCUUCAGUUUUGUUUCCAAUUGCUCUCUUACAGGACUCUGGAAGAAAAAGGCUAAGCAUGGCAUUUGCCCACUUCUGGAGUUAGGUGGUGGGGAGGGUUUUGCUUCAGUGCCCGAGCUACAUAUAUUUAAAUGUGGAUAUAUAGAUUUUUUUAUUUAAAAAUGCAUUAAAUUUAUGAUUUCACUUCAAAACCAUUUUUGUUUACGUUUAAAGUGCAAAGUGAUUCUGAUCAUAUUGCUGGAAAUCAGUAUCAACACUAUGCACUCUAAAGAAGAUAAGCUGAAUUUGUAUAGAUGUGUAAUAAAGUGGAAUUUGUCACUGAGGGUGGUAUCAAAUAUUAGGCAUUAUAACAGUUUAUCCACUGCCUUCACUGAACUUAAGUAUCUUUAGUCCAUUGACUGUAAAGGGGCUACCCUGAGUACAGUUGUACCUUGGAAUUCAAAUGGAAUCCGUUCUGGAAGUCUGUUUGACUUCCAAAGCAUGGCUUCUGAUUGGAUGCAGGAAGCUCCUGCAGCCAAUCAGAGGCUGUGGAAGCCCCGUCAGAUGUUCGGCCUCCAAAAAUAGUUUGCAAACUGGAACAGUCACUUCUGGGUUUGUGGCAUUCGGGAACUAAGCUGUUUGAAAACCAAGGUAUGACUGUAUGCCUAAGUAUUUAAGAACAAUACUAGAAGGUGCCUGGUAUAAUCUCACUACGACAAAUUAUAGUUCAUUCUUGCACUAACCCAAUCAUUGGUACAUUUUUCAUUUAGAAGAGAGGUUAGUUUUUUAAAAGCUGGCUGUAAAUGACCUUGUAGAACACUCUUGAGUUUUCUCAGUAACUUUCCGGAAAAAAUUAUAUUGCAUAAAACAUUUUCUUGCCUUCCUCUGCAAAACCUGCACUUUGACAAUCUAAUGGAGUUCCUCUAUUUUUAGCCCUCAUCACCCUUAAAACCUGGUUGAUAUUGUGGUGCCACAGAUACAGUAUGAUGUGAAUAGAACCUUGGACAGCAGUGGCUUACACAGACAGCGGGUGGUGAGGGGGGAGGGGAGAAACCAUCUCCAUUUCUUAAUUUAUUGUGUUUAUGUUGUGCCAGUAAAAAAAACAUUUAUUCAUUCUGUCUGGCAAGAUGUAACAGAAGGAACAGAUGCAUUCUGCCAUUAUAUUAUGUAGCUGCUACUAAAUAAAUUCAUAUUCCAAAUUAAGGCCUUUUUUAAAAAAGAAAGCAGAUGGGUUUUGUGCACGUAUUGAGUAUGGGAGAAACUCCUGCCUGUAACUCUGCAGAGCUGCUGCCAGUCUGUGUAGGAAGUACUUAAUUAGACCAAUGGUCUGACCUAGGAACAUAGGAAGCUGCGUUUACAAAGUCGUUGAAAACGUUGGCGUAAAGCUCAUCACAAAGUGUCAUAAGCUGCUCGUUCAAUGAGGUACCUAAACCCCCCAAGAGUCUUUUUUUGGAGGCUAUUACAGGUAAUACUUUGGGUUAUAAUGUCCGCUUUUCCAGUCGCAAAGAGUGGUUAUGCAUGUAGAAACAUCCCAAAAUUGGGGCUACUAGGAGUUACGUUUGACUCGUUGCAUGAAUUUUUAAACUGGCCCAAGGCUGUAAAGUAUUAAGUUUGCUUUGUUUACGUACAUGUGGUGGUUAUUUCCGUAGCAAAAAAUAUUUGAAAAAUUGGAUAUGACUUUGUCUGAAAUAUUGAUUUGGUUUUAGAUAGCAAAAUAAUGGUAAAUCUGGAACUGUGCUCCUGUUUGCUGACUCACUUUAGGACUGGAAUUCUAUGCAGUUAUACCCGGAAGAGAUGCAGGUGGCGCUGUGGUCUAAACCACAGAGCCUAGAGCUUGCCAGUCAGAAGGUCAGCGGUUCAAAUCCCCGUGACGGGGUGAGCUCCCAUUGCUCAGUCCCUGCUCUUGCCAACCUAGCAGUUCAAAAGCACAUCAAAGUGCAAGUAGAUAAAUAGGUACUGCUCUGGUGGGAAGGUAAACGGCGUUUCCGUGCGCUGCUCUGGUUCGCCAGAAGCAGCUUAGUCAUGCUGGCCACAUGACCCAGAUGCUGUCUGCAGACAAAUGCCGGCUCCCUCAGCCUACAGAGCAAAAUGAGCGUCGCAACCCUAGAGUCGUCCACGACUGGACUUAACGGUCAGGGGUCCCUUUACCUUUACCUUUAUACCCUGAAGAAUGGAGCUAGGUUGAUUGAACUCAGUGGGUCAUAUUUCGAACUAAAUAUAGUUAGGCUUUGGCUGUUAAAAUGGCAAACAUAAUUCUUAAAUAUCCUGCAUGUAGCUUAAUCUGUUUGUUUCCCCCCACUUUUCAGGCUCUGUUGAAAUAACAGAGGCAUAUCUUGUGAGAGACAUUUUAUACGUCUUCCAGGGAAUAGAUGGCAAAAUCAUCAAAAUGUUCAAUUCAGAGAACUGUUACAAAGUAGACGGAAAGGUACAGUAGAGAUCUUACACCUGUUUUAUAUAGAUAGUCUGCACACAGGGAGAGGGAGGGGAAACUGUUCAGUAUAUCCACUCUUUUCAAUUAUUCUUUUGCCUUGGUUUUAAUUUUGCUUUUUUUUAAAAUGUUUCUAUCAUUGUUGGCAUCUAAGGCAGUUGGCAGUAAACCAGUAACAUAAAAACAACAGAUAAAAAUCAGAAGUGCACUUAAUACACAGUUAAAUGGUAAAAGGAACAAUAAAAAAUAUCCCUAAAAGCAUUAUUAACAGCAAUAUUAUGAGCAGCAUUCUCAUCCCAUCCACCCCCAGCAAAAAGCCCCACAGUGAAUUAAAUCAUUACCAAACAAAAGCCCAAAAGAACAGACUUUGCCUGGUGUCUACAAGAUAGCAACAAUGUCCUUGGAAGGGCAUUGAACAUUUGGCCACAACCACAGAACCACCUGUUCCCAUACGAAUCUCUACAGCAGCCGAAAUUUAUCAGAGGCUUUUUUUCCAGGGAGUUUUAUCUGUGGAGUUUAGGAGGGUAGUUUAUAGAAAUACCCUGUUCUUCAGAUAGCCCUGUAUUUAAAAAGCUCACUUCAAGCUGUCAACCCACAUGAGUGAGAUACUUUUUUAAAAAAUUGAUUACUUAUACAUAAUCCAGUCAAGCAACAGUGUAUAGAGGGAAAUUGGAGGUAGCCUGAGGGAGAGAGUUUAGUUAUGAGUAUUUGAGAGAGGCAUUCCUUCUUUAAGGGUCAGUAUAUAAAAUGUGAGGAUUACUUCAGGAGCCACAAACGUAACUGAAGGCUGCUUCCCAUAGAAUGAUUUAUACUGAGUCAUGGGAAGUAGUUGAAAUCUACCCAUUUGGAGACAAUAGUGCUUUCUAGGAAUAAAAAGAAGAUAGAGAACCAAUAAUAAACUGGUCCAGGGAGCACAGGAGGCUGGCACAGGGAAUCUAGCCCUCCAGAUGUUGGACUUCUUCCUUGACCAUUGGUCAUGCUGCCUAGGGCUGAUGAGGGUUGGAGCCCAACAUCUGUAGGGCCACAUGAACCAUCCGGACUGACUUGUUUAAUUUGCUUAAAACAUUUUUACUCGACUCUUAAGGCAAAAAAGACUCUUAGAGCAACUUACAAAAUCUGUAAUAACACAAUUCAUAGCUGCAAGCUUACAAUUUAGAGAGCAGGACAAAAGUAGAGAAUCCAUUUUGAGUCUUGCCGUAACAGAUUUAUAGUGGAUAUGGAAAUAUCUGGCAUAAGACCUGAUUUGUUAUCAUGCCUGGUUCUGUUCCUCAUUUAGAAGUAACUGCUUAAUAGAAUAUUCUUUCUGUUGAAGAUCAACAAUACCGAAUGUGAUCAACACCUUGUCAGAUUCUAGUAGAAAAUUGGAUUUAUGCCUUACCUUGCUCAUUAGAGCUUGUUUCAUCCUACACUUAUUUAAUGCCAGUCUUCCAACUAUUUGUUCAUCAUUUAUUUCUUAACACUUUAGGUGAGCAUUUCCAAGUCUCUGAGAGAUACAACAAGCCGGCUUGCUGAAUUAGGGUGGCUGCAUAACAAAAUAAGAAAGUAUACUGACCAGAGGAGCGUGGAACGUGCAUUUGGAUUAGUGGGUCAGGUAUGUGGGCAAAACCCAGAAGUCUUCAAAAUAUUUGGUUUUGUUUAUUUUGUUUGUUGUUGUUGUUUUGCUUGACAGGAUGUUACUGGUGUGUCAGAUCUGUUGGUAUGGGAUGAGAGACCUGGCAAUAGGCAGGAAAUAACACUAGAACUUGUGGACCUCCAGUGAAGCGGAAUAUUGGAAUAUUGACGACAAAUAAAAGUAGUUCAUGCCACACACGGUUGAAUUAUGGAACUUGCUCCCACUGGAGGCAGUGAUGGCACCAACCUGGAUAGCUUUGAAAGAGGAUUAGGCAAAUUCAUGAAGAACAAGACUGUCAGUGGCUACUGUCCUCAAUUGUAAUGUUCUACCUCUGUUGUCAGGGACGUGGGUGGCGCUGUGGGUUAAACCACAGAGCCUAGGGCUUGCUGAUCAGAAGGUCGGCGGUUCGAAUCCCCGCGACGGGGUGAGCUCCCAUUGUUCGGUCCCAGCUCCUGCCCACCUAGCAGUUCGAAAGCACGCCAGUGCAAGUAGAUAAAUAGGGAAGGUAAACGGCGUUUCCGUGCGCUGCUCUGGUUCGCCAGAAGCGGCUUAGUCAUGCUGGCCACAUGACCCGGAAGCUGUACGCCGGCUCCCUCGGCCAAUAAAGUGAGAUGAGUGCCACAACCCCAGAGUCGGCCACAACUGGACCUAAUGGUCAGGGGUCCCUUUACCUUACCUCUAUUGUCAGAGGAAUCAUGCUUCUGAAUACCAGUUGAUGGAACCACAGGUGGGCAGAGUGCUAUUGCACUCAGCUUGCAGGCUGCCCACAGGCAUCUGGUUGGCCACUGUGAGAACAGAAUGCUGUACUAGAUAGCCAGCUGGCCUGAUCCAGCGGGUUCUUCAUCUCUUCUUAUUAUGCAGAAUGAGGCAACAGUCUCAGGUGCUGGGAUGGGGAGCAGAAGCACAUGGGGGAGGGUUUCUGGUGUGGAUCUUAAUGCACAGGUUGGUUUGUGCUGGGAGAGACGUUCUGUUAGGUAUUGUGGUCCCGAGCCAUAUAGUUUGAAACCCACACUUUGAAUUGGGCCAGAAAAUACAUAGGCAGCCGCUGCAGUUGGGCCAGAACAGUUUAUAUGUGGUGUGAUCAUCUGGGCCCAGUGGUUAUUCUGGCUGCUGCAACGGUGCAGUAGCUCCUGUUUCUGAAUGUCUUUAAAGGCAGCCCAUGUACAGCCUUAAUUGCAGUCAUUUUUGUUAUGGGUUUUAUUUGAGUUUAUUUUACCAGUUUCUCAUUUGGUUUGAUUUUGUAUUUUGUCCAGGACACUUACUAUCUCAUAGCUGUCAACUUUUCCCUUUUCUUGCGAGGAAUCCUAUUCGGAAUAAGGGAAUUUCCUUUAAAAAAAGGGAAACGUUGACAGCUAUGUACUAUCUGUACAUUUCCAAUGAAUGAACGCAGUUAUAGUUUAGUGGCAUAUUUUAUCUUAAUAACUCUGCAGGAGUUUUCUUUUUAUUAGUCACCCAGUGGCUCUUUAUACUCCCCACCCCAUUGAACUGAAACAUUUCAUGCCUCUUGGGAGUGCUUUUGUAUGACCUAUUGAAUUUCAAAGGUUAACUUGCUGUGAAGUUUAUCCAAAGACCCAAAAUCAGUGGUCAGGUUGUAUGCAAGUCAUUCAGAGCUCUUUAGAAUGUAUAUUAACUGAUGCCUUUUGUUCUUGUCUUACAGAGUUUUUGUGCUGCCUUAAACCAGGAACUCAAAGAAUACUACAGGCUACUGUCUGUUUUACACUCACAGGUAAAUAAUUACUUCUGUUUUUUUGCUUGAGUCCAACAAGUUAGUUGAAAAUAUGACUUUAUAAACUAUUUUCAUCUGUAACAGGCUUGUAAAAUAGCUACUCACUUGUGAAGAACAAGACCUGAUUCCAGGAUAGCACAUUUUUGUAACUUUGGCUCUUCUUUAUGUUUCCUAACAUACUCUAUAUGUUGCUUAUGUUGUUUUGCAUGGGCAAAUGAGCCUGCAACCCUUUUCCUUAUUUGAAAGUUUGCUAUGUAAUACUUCCCACGUAUUUAGCUAACAGAAAUGUUUGCAAAAUUAUGUUACAAUCAUACUGCUUUUACAGUAACACUGUUGAAACUUUAUGGUGAACUCUUACAAAAGAAUUUUUUUUUCUUUCAGAAUUUUCUCACUGUCCUGCCAUUCAUCAUUUUGUAUUUAUCUGCUCUUUGAUUUAUUUUCAAAUUAUAGCUUUCAGCUACCCUUCCCUUUCUUUAUAUUACAACUGUAACAUUUCUUUCAAUCUAAGCAUUAUUUUUUAAAAAUGCCAAAACAUAUUAGGCAUGUGUAUAUCUGGGGUUAGAAAUUAAAGCUUGUAGUAGAGGAAAGCUUGAAGGGCUUCUAUUAUUGAUUAAAUCUUCUUUGCCCCCUGUUGUUCUUAGUUGCAGGUAGAAGAUGAUCAAGGUGUAAAUUUGGGGAUUGAGAGUAGUUUAACACUUCGGCGUCUCUUAGUUUGGACAUACGAUCCUAAGAUAAGAUUGAAGACACUUGCAGCACUUGUUGACCACUGUCAAGGUUUGUCGGUAGAUAUUUACAGCUACACACGGUGUGAAAAUGAAUGUUAAAAUGGUAGGAGCUCUUCCGCUUUGAAAUAUGAUUUCCAGGAAAUUGCAUUAAUAGUAUUACUAUUGGGAGGGGUGUGUGUGUGCAGAAAUGGAUGAGUCCAAGAACCUUUACAUGUAGAUAUCAUUCCAGUGGAUAUAGAUGGAGUUAACUUACUGUUCAAAUAAUGCCAUUUAUCUCUGUAGCUGAAAGCACUGCAUGCAUUCAUCAUAACUUCUUUUUACUACGUAUAAUUACCCUUAUGGUGGCAAUAUUGUUUUGCAUCUCAUAUAUUUUGCAUUUAAAAGUGAGAUUAUUACAUGGUUGAUUUAAGACUGUUCAUCUCUAUUAGUGACUGAGGGAGUAUUUUGGUAAUCGGUAUAAGCUUUAAAGGCAGGCACUGGAUGAGUGCUCAUAAUCUCUCAUGUUUAAGGCAUGGGCUUUGGGAAUACAUGCUUCCUGCCUUCCCCUUCUAGCCUGGACUGUAACUACAUGUUAUGGUGGCUUCCACCGGAAAACAGCCACAUUUGCUUGUUUGGGACCCUGAAGGAGCUCCCUCCCACAACUGUCUCUGCAGGCAGGCAAGGUUAAAAAGUACUGAAGUCUUGGUUCACCUUACCUUUCCCUGCCAUCCUGAGAAAUAGAAUGCCUAGCUUCUGGCUACCAGGUACGAUGCCAUAACCCCUUUCUUCCAACAAAGAACUAUGGCUGUUGAAGGCAGCAUGUGUUCCUGUGAUCUGCUGUUAACCAUAGUUAAGGCCGCUGGCCCUAGGAAAGAUUGUUUAGCAGAAUACAGAAGCUAUCCUCACUUAACCUCACAAGAUGUAGAUUGCUCUCAAAAUUUUAAAGGAAGUGUGUUUAGUUUCCAUUUCCAUUUUCCCUUUUUUGUAUUCUGUCUAUAAGACGCCCCCAUGUAUAAGAUGCCCCCUAUUUUUGGGGACUCAGAUUUAAGAAAAUGGGGGAAGAUAUAUCUGUGUAUAAGACGCCCCCUAAUUUUUUGACAUUUUUAGGGAGAAAACCUAGUUUUAAACAUGGAAAAAUAUGGUAUAUGCAUUUUUGCUUGCAGCCUGCCCUUCCCAGAGAUCCAGGUGACAAACCUGCCAACCCCAUCUUUAUGAUGGGGAAGAUGCCAGCGUAUUAUUUUUUUCCUCCCUGUCUGUUAGGAUAGUUGAAGAUAGGGAGAGGCACUCUAGUUGCUUCUUUGACCCCUUAUUAAAAGUAUGGAGGCAGGGGGCAUAUUUUCAUUCUGCAGCACAGGUGAGGAACCUGUGGCCCUCCAACUAUUGUGGAAUUACAACUCCCAUCAACCCCAACCAGCACAGUUAAGGGUCAGAGGUGAUGGGAAUUGGAGUCCAACAACAUCUGGAGGGCCACAUGUUUCCUACCACUGCUCUAUAGCAUUUGGGGGGGAUACCCUGGCCAGUGGCUACUUCAUCAUGCUAUCAGAUCCACUUUCUCACUCAGUCCAGAAGCUCUCUAGAGGAACCAAAGAGCUGCCUUUCCAUUCCCUGUCUUCCCAUGUGGAUGAAAUAAUUAUGAAGCAUUUCCCGCUCUAAAGAAGGCUCUAAUGAAGUAGACAUUAGUGCUCUGCUUCUUGUGCUCUGUGCGCUAUUUUUACUUGUAGCUAUGGCAAUCCCUUAGCAAUUUUGGUGCUCUUCCAACUUCUCUGAACUCUCGCAAAAGGAAUAUUAGGCACAAUGGUAAAUUUGCCUUUGAAGAACGCUCUUCAAACGCCAGAUAGCUGCUUUGUAAUGAAAUUUGGUGUAUGACAAAGCUGCAGAUGUAGCAUUAGUUUUCCAGGUAGGUGAAAAUGUAUGUUUAAGUUUUCCUCUGUGUGUCAUGUUUCUCCAGGAAGAAAAGGUGGUGAACUUGCAUCAGCUGUUCAUGCCUACAGUAAAACAGGUGACCCCUACAUGAGAUCCCUGGUGCAGCAUAUUCUUGGCCUUGUGUCGCAUCCUGUCUUGAAUUUCCUUUAUCGUUGGAUUUAUGAUGGGGAAUUGGAGGACACCUACCAUGAAGUAAGUUCUAUAAACUGUUCACUAACAUGAGGUCUGCUUUCUGUUUCCCAUUUUGUGUAAAACUAAGCCGCUGAAACACUUCUUUCACAAUUGUGGAACUGAACUGUAGAAAAUUAAGAGGAGACAUGACUAGGCAGAAAAAGUUAACAUUUAUACUGGAAAUAGAGUUGCAUGUGAAGAUCUUGUACAUCACUUCAGUUUGGACACUGUGGCCAGAAUCCAAAGAACCAUGGGGUUAGUUUGGUGUGUCCAGUUCUUUGUGCUUGCAAAACAAGAGUCCAGUGGUAACAAAGGGACGCAGGUGGCGCUGUUGUCUAAACCACUGAAUCUCUUGGGCUUGCUAAUCAGAAGGUUGGCGGUUUGAAUCUGCACAAUGGGGUGAGUUCCCAUGGCUCUGUCCCAGCUUCUGCCAACAGUUUGAAAGCACACCACUGCAGGUAGAUAAAUAGGUACCGCUGCAGUGGGAAGGUAAACGGCGUUUCCAUGUGCUCUGGCACUCGUCACGGUCUUCCGUGUGCCAGUAGCAGUUUAGUCAUGCUGGCCACAUGACCCGGAAAGCUGUCUGCAGACAAAUGCCAACUUCCUUGGCCUGAAAAGUGAGAUGAGCACCGCAACCCCAUAGUUGCCUUUGACUGGACUGAACCACCCAGGGGUCCCUUACCUUACCUUACCUUACCAGUAGUAAAAUAUCACAGGUAGAACAUGCAUUUUGUUUCAUUCUUAACUAUGCCAGCAUUUCUUAAUGGCCUGGUGUUAAAUCUUUGGUGAAGUAGCAAAUAAGUGGUCAGGAUUGACUAUACCAGCUGACUAGGAGCAGUGUAGUAAGUCACAUGUCAUUGCUUUGGGCUGAAGCAUUCAUUCCCACAUAAAUCUGGUAAAGAAGAGCCAGCCAUAGAUUUGAGAUGUGACUUCAGUUUAUGCCCAGGCCAGACUAGACUUAGAUGAUCAUUUUACCCUGUACUGCUUUUUUUGCAUCAGUGAGAUCAGUUUUUACAAUAUAAACUUCUUUGGAACUUUUAUCAACAAAAUAAACUUAUAUGAGUUGUAUAAAUCCCUUGGGUGAAAGCCCCAAUAAACUCUACUGUAGUGACUAUAUUCUAGCGAAUACGACCCCUACAAUAAGCUUGUCAUAUAGCGCCUUUAGAAAAAAGAGAGGUUAAUUACAAUGGGGCAUAUGAAUGUGUGGGUUCCCCUCCAUCAUAUCCUAGCACUUACCCUCUGGGAUACUGAUUGCCUUUGUAAACAAGCUCUUAAUUUCCCCGUAAGAAAAUCACCCUUUUUAUCUGUUGGUUGGAAGGCCUUGGCAUUUGUUCAUCAGUUAGAUUGUACCAUGAUUUCCCAUUUCUCCUGCACUCCUUUCUAUACAAGAUAUAAUAACAAAACUCAAAGAACCUUGAAUGGGUACAGUGAAUCAAUAAAAUAAUUAUAUUGCAAUUAUGUUCUGACCUUGGUUUCCUUCACCCUUCCCAAGAUCUCGUUUUCACGGGAUUAAUUAUAAAAUGCUCUUCUCUCUCUUUGUAUUUUUUACUAGAUGUUUUCUAAAUACAUUAAUUGCAUGUUACUUUGCCCUGGUUAUAAAAUGAGGGCUUUUAUAACUCCCAAAGAUGAUUGAAUUGUCUGAUGGAUUUUGAAAUUAUAUUUUUCUCAUUAAUACUCCAAUUAAAGCUCUAUGCCAGUUGCCAAAGGGUAACAUGGUAUGGUAAUAAAUUUAAGAAGCUGAUUUUUUGAUUAUUAUUUUUUAAAAAUGCAUGUUAUAUCUGCUUUUUUAUAUUAAUGCAUUAGUAUUGUUUUCUAGCAUAGUUGUCAUGUUUUCAAGUUUUACAUCUGGUUUCUAGGGCACUUUUGAAUGAAUCUACCCCUGUUCUCUUCCCCAUUGCCUCCAUGCAUACCUUGUUUGCACCUGGAACAUAACAGCUGAACAAGGAAAUGUCACAUUUACUCAUGCAGUUGGCAUUAUAUACAGUUCUACCUAGGGUUACAUACGCUUCAGGUUACAUACGCUUCAGGUUACAGACUCUGCUAACCCAGAAAUAGUGCUUCAGGUUAAGAACUUUGCUUCAGGAUAAGAACAGAAAUCGUGCUCUGGUGGCACGGCGGCAGCAGGAGGCCCCAUUAGCUAAAGUGGUGCUUCAGGUUAAGAACAGUUUCAGGUUAAGAACAGGCCUCCAGAACGAAUUAAGUACUUAACCCGAGGUACCACUGUAAUGAGCUGUAUUGGAAGUGCUGUUAUAGCGAAGUCAUUGCUGUGCCAUUCUUAUGUGACUAAUGUAUUUUGGUUCAGAUUGCACUGUAUCACACUGCUAAAUGAUUUUAGCAUAUGCCACCUUCAGUAAACAACUCUGAGACACUUGAUCCACUCUAUGUUUCAGAUCCAUGUGUUUCAGUAUCAAAAUGCUGCUGACCUGAAACAGUGGGGUGCAAUGAACUUACAAAUUAUUUUAAAGUGCAUUAGUAGCUUAUAGCUAGCAGGUUGCUUAGGUGAAUUUUCUUGGUGGGUCUUAAAAGACUGGUUAUUGUCUAUACUGUGGUUCACGUUUAAUUGUACGUAUUAGAACAAACAGCUGGUGGUGUUUUAUACAUUAUGCACAUAACAUCCCAGCUGAUACUAUUCCUGAUAGCUUUCGAAAAGGAAGGUUUCUGUCUCUACCUAAGUGAUGUCUCUCUGAUUCUCUGUCUUAAAAUGUAUACAUAACACAUGCUUUUUUAAAAAAAAAUUAAGUAUUUUUAAAUUUUGUGUUCACAGUUCUUUGUAGCUUCAGAUCCCGCAGUGAAAACAGAUCGGUUGUGGCACGACAAAUACACAUUGCGGAAGUCCAUGAUUCCUUCUUUUAUUACAAUGGAUCACUCAAGAAAGGUAUGAAGGAAAAGGACUUUCCCCCUUAUUUCUAGAUCAACCUUUUCAGCUAUUAAUAACAGACAUACAAGUGCAGAGGGGACCAUUCUUUGUACUUUAGACAUAAGUAUGACUCCAGACAGGGGCACAGUGAAUCAGAAUUCAUACAAAUAGACCUUUCUUAGCACUCAGUCAGUCAUGUUAUUUGUAUAUUGUACUGCUUUUCCAAAGUUGAAAACCAUGAUCACGGUAGCUUGCUGUAUAAAAAAUUAUGUAUAGACAUGACAAAAGUAAUCAUAACAAUGAAUAAAACAUCAGAAAGUACAGAAUUAAAUCGAACUAUUUCCACAUAGAAUCAUAGAGUUGGAAGAGACCACAAGGGCCAUCGAGUCCAACCCCCUGCCAAGCAGGAAACACCAUCAAAGCACUCCUGACAUAUGGUUGUCAAGCCUCUGCUUAAAGACCUCCAAAGAAGGAGACUCCACCACACUCCUUGGCAGCAAAUUCCGCUGUCAAACAGCUCUUACUGUCAGGAAGUUCUUCCUAAUGUUUAGGUGGAAUCUUCUUUCUUGUAGUUUGGAUCCAUUGCUCCGUGUCCGCUUCUCUGGAGCAGCAGAAAACAACCUUUCUCCCUCCUCUAUGUGACAUCCUUUUAUAUAUUUGAACAUGGCUAUCAUAUCACCCCUUAACCUCCUCUUCUCCAGACUAAACAUGCCCAGCUCCCUUAGCCGUUCCUCAUAAGGCAUCGUUUCCAGGCCUUUGACCAUUUUGGUUGCCCUCCUCUGGGCAUGUUCCAGUUUGUCAGUGUCCUUCUUGAACUGUGGUGCCCAGAACUGGACACAGUACUCCAGGUGAGGUCUGACCAGAGCAGAAUACAGUGGCACUAUUACUUCCCUUGAUCUAGAUGCUAUACUCCUAUUGAUGCAGCCCAGAAUUGCAUUGGCUUAAACCAUAAGAAGAUACAAAAUAAAGAUACAAAAUUAAUAUAAAUAAUAAGAACAACACACCUCCACAACAAAGCCACCUAAACUAUAAAGCAGCCCAAAAGUCUCUUCAGCAGCCUCAGCUUUUGUAGCUGGAGUCAGUAAGGGCCCCACCCUCCUAGGCCAGGUGGAAAAAAUCCUGCAAGGCCUGGAGCAGGUCUUCACAGGACUCACACCCAUGUAUCAUUUCUUAUGGUAAAUUAUCAGAUGAUCUCUGUGUUGGCAAGAAACUAACCCCUAAACUGAGCUGAAUGCUCCUGACUGUUGCUGACUUUGCUGUGGGCCUCCUUCAUGGCUGCCUUUAACACUAGUGGGCCGAUAUGAUAGGUGCUUCUCCUCACCUGUGAUUUCCGUCAGAAUAUUUCAAAUAUCUCUCAGUCUAGAAAACACAGUUGGAAUGCACAGCGGUUCUUUUGAAUAUGAUUUGUUUUAAUAUCUGCCUUGGUUUGGUUUUUACAUGCUGGUGAAAGCAAGCAGGGAUAGCCUAGCCAUGGUGAUCCCACAAACCUCUCAGAUGGAUUACCAUAAUAUGUGGGGUUGUCCUUAAAGAUGACCUGCAGAACUCGGCUGCCAGAAUAUUGAUGAGUGCAACCAGAGUUGUUCAUGUUUAUGCCUAUCAUGAGAGAUCUGCAUUGGCUGCUUGUUCAGUUUUGAACUAAGUUUAAGGUGCUGGUGCUUAUCUUGGAACAGCCCUAAAUGGCUUGGAACCCAUAUACAUGCGGGAAGCACGUUCGCAACCCGCAGUGCCCGCAGCACUGCAUCUGCGCAUACGCAGGUUGUGUUUCGGUGCUUCUGCGCAUGCGCAAAGCGCUGAAACCCAGAAGUAACCCGUUCCAGUACUUGCGGGUUUGGCGCGAUGCACAACCCGAAGCAUCUGUAACCUGAGGUAUGACUGUACCUGAAACAGCACCUCUUCCCAUACUAGCCUAUCUGUGGCUUAAGAUCUCCUGCAGUGGCCAUGCACCAAGUAUCCUCUUCAUAAGAGGCAUAUUGCACUUCCACAAAAGAGGAGCCUUUUCUGCAAUGGUCCCUUGACUUUAGAAUGCCCUUUGGACGCCAACAGGACAAGCUUUUCAGCUUGCUCAGGCAUUCUAGAUUCAGGUGAUUUUUGGACUUUUGUCCUCUUCUGCUUUUUAGGGUCUCUCCCCCCCCCCCUCCAGGUUUUCAAUUCACUUUUUGUAAGUUUGCAUUAUGUUUAUUUGUUGGGUGUAAAUUGUAUUUAUACAUUGUGUGAACAUUAGUCACAACUGUCCUUGAAUCUUUUGAUGAAGGACAGUUGAGAAAUAAAAAUAGUGUGCUAUUUAUUUAUGCUGACUUAGUAAGUGAAAUAUACUUGCUGAAAAUGUACUGUUUCUCUUUAUAAAACCUUUAAAGAAUAACUUCUGAAGAUGCCUUGCAUUUAUAUUUAGGUUCUCCUAAUAGGAAAAUCCAUAAACUUCUUGCAUCAGGUUUGUCAUGACCAAAGUCCAUCAUCAAAGAUGAUAGCUGCGGCCAAAUCUGCAGAAUCUCCAAAAGAUGGUAUGAAAUUAGAAUAAGAGUAUUGUAUCAUUAUGCACUUUGAGUGUCACAUAACAGAAUACCUGCUUUGUUUGUACACAUCACUCUAGAAGAACCACAUUAGCCUUGUUGAUUUUGCAAAUAAUCUCUGCCUGAAACUAUACGAAGUUCAAAUGUGGGAGCUUUGUGGGGUGGGAUCUUUGGCCAAUGCACUGAGUAAACACUAUCUUUGCAGUCUACAUGGAAUCUGUGAAAGAACCUUUAGUAUUCCUGCCAACUUGGAUGGCAACCCUUGGAUAAUUGUAGGAUGUAUGUAGGAAGUGCAGCCUUUAUGGGAGAAAAGAGUGAUACCUGUUUGUAAAACCCCAAUAUUGCAUCGUACCACCUUUGAGGGGAGCUGUUUUUUGCACUUCUGGUAUUGUACAUCUACAUGUAGGAUGAUUCCAUGUGGGCAUAUGAAGUUGUUAGUACAAAUGACCACUUCCCCAUUGCAUUGUGACUGUUACUGUUAAAAUAUAAUCAUGUGAUGACUCCUACUGGGCAAUUCAGUUUGAUGCAGAUUCCACCAAGUGGCAUCUGAAAAAUAUACCAUGUUCUAGGAAGAACUUGUAUCUUGCUUUUUCGUAAGUCUCCUCAAAUCUCUUCCUAACUUCUUAUUUACAUUUAAUUGUUUAAUUUGCACUAAAGCAUUUUAGGGUAUGCUUAUAAGAAAUGUGGCAUUUGAUAAGCACUACUUGGCCAGAACUUAGUGUCCAUACUUUGAUUAUACCUUGCUUCUAAAUGCAGCCACAUGAUUUAUAAUGUUCUGGUGUAGUGGUAGGUCGGUCUUUUUGUUCAGACAUUGCUUGUUAGUUCAAGAAAGUCUUUGAGAUAAGCUGCUAAUAAUAGAAUUUUUAUUUGUCCGAUAAACAUCUUCGGUACUUGAUGAAAAAUAUAAGCAUUUAUUAAAAUGAAUCGUGUAUUUUAAAAAGUCAGUUGCUCUUUCAACAUUCCUUCAGCUUUCCUUUGCAGUGUCUAGUUUUUUUUAAAAGAAAAUAAUAAUUUUGUGUUUACAUUUUUACCAAUUUAAGCUGCAAUCUACACCCUCACCUGAAGUAAGUCCCACUGAAAUCAAUGGGGCUUUUCUGUAGACUGGUACAGGAUGGCACGGGUAAUAACUAUUGCCUCAGUUCAGUUGUAGUCAUGCUUUGCUGUUUGCAACAAAUAGAGAUGUGCAGUUCUAUGUGGUCAAAUGAGAUCUGCUCUUUUGCCUCUACAUCUGCUUGGGCAGAUACCCCUUUAGCUAGCUUUAAGAAAUAGUGAGUUAUAUAAUGAAUUGAGAGUGCAUAGAUCUUAAUAUUCCAUUAGGUGGACGUUUUCUAGCCUUAAUUACAUUAAUUUAGUAGCUUUUAAAAGUGAGCUUGAUAAAAAGAGAGCAAUGUUUUUCACAAAGAUAAUGACUGAUUUUGCUUUGUUGUGGUCACCUUCUUAGACUGCAAUCUUUUGUAAGCUUACCUGGAAGCAAACCCCUUUGAGCACAGUGGCACUUACUUGUGGCUAGAUUAUGCUGCACAUCUAGUCCAUCUCUUUAUUCUUGGCUUCCUCCUAUGGUUUGUUUGAAGAGAAGCAAACCAUGAGUGCUGGUUUGCACGUAAUGCUAAACCACUGCUGUGGCUUGUUUCCUUCCAGCUUAGCAAAAGGAAGAGCUGGGGGGGCACAAUCUGAGUAGGGUGCACUAGCAUUAGUAUUGCAAAGCUACCUCUAAAAUGUUUCUUACAGUUUAAGAAUAUGAAGUAGUUACUGUAGCUUUUGUGUUGAUAGAAUAUUUUAUUUCAGAAGAUAACGCAUUCUGAAAAUUCUGCAUUUAGGACCCUAUAAAAUUCAGGUGUAUCCUAUCCCUUCCCAUUCCCUAGCAAGCCAUGGUAUUACUGAACUAAUGUGUAGAAACUCAAGUCAAUUAUGUGUUUUCAGAGGUGAAAUUUAGUAAUUGUACACUGCUCUCAUUUAAUUAUUUAUAUAUAUAUAUAUAUUAAAAGAGUACAUAUCUGCAGUCUUGGUAACCAUUUUCUUCUUCUUGUAACAGCUGCUGAAAUGUUCACAGAUUUGGAAAACGCAUUUCAGGGAAAAAUAGAUGCUGCAUAUUUUGAGACUAGCAAAUACUUGCUAGAUGUUCUCAAUAAAAAGUACAAUUUACUGGAGCACAUGCAGGCCAUGAGGCGCUACUUACUUCUCGGUCAAGGAGAUUUUAUCAGGCACUUAAUGGACUUGCUUAAGUAAGUGAAUGUGGAUUGUAAUGUUAUUGAAUUUAAAUGUUUGUACUGGAAGAGAAGAUUGAUUGAAAUCCAAAAUAGGGUUUUGUUAAGCCUCUGGUCCAACAAUAAAACUUAUGAUUAAAAUACAAAUGUACUUUAUUGCUUCUAUUAAUAUGUUCAGUGUUGUGUUAUGCUGCUUUAGGUUCAGUAUAUAGUAUUAACAAAGCUAUGCUUUAGCUUUUAUAUUGGGUAAUAUUUGGUUCUUUCAGGUUCUAAGUGGAACAGAAUUGCCAGAUGUUGAAAAACACUGCUCUUCCACAAAUAAAUGGUAUUGCUAGUGUUGUGUCCAACAAAGCCAUUCCAAUGGGACUUCCCCUCCCUCUCUUCUCCCUUCACACCCAAAUCUGCUCUGGGUGGUUAGGGUUUGGGGGUGCAUGGGGGAGAGGUUGGGGAAGUUCCACUGCCCAAGCAGAAGUCCUUGCACUAAUGGAAUAGCUGUUGGGUGCAACCUAUAAUCUUGAAUUCUACAUAUGAUAUUGGGCUGGUUCCCAUGUCACAUUGAGCCACAGUGAGAAACAAACCAUGGCUUGCCAUGAGUGAGCAGUGUCCUGUUGUAUGCUGCUCAAUUCUUCCUGUUAAACGAUUGACGGUUUUUGACUGAGGACUGCUUGACUGUUAAGGAGCAAUUGAGCAGCAUGCAAGGACACCCUUAUUAUUCACUAUAAGCCAUGGCUUAUUUCUACUUAGUUUACCAUGACAUAUGAACCAGUUCAUUAAAUGUAUAAUCUGUUCUUAAACCAUGUCCAUGCUUAAUGGCCCCAAAUUUAAUGACUGUAAACAUUAUGCAACAAGACUUUUAUGCACACAUACAUGAGGGUGGAGAACAGGUGUAAUCUAUUGCUUGACUUACUUAGCCUCAGACAUAGUUGGCAGCAUAUUACAACUUUUGAAGGGCUGGGAUGGGUUCUGCUCUUAUCUCCUUCUCCCAUUUCCCUUUCUAUUGUGUCCUAUCUUAUUUAGGAUUACCAUCAUUUUUAUAACAGCACAAAUCCUUUCAGUUUUUCAGUUAUUUCAAUGUGCAGGUGACUAAAUACACACAAAGGAGAUAGCUCAGUCAGUAGAGCAUUAGACUAUUAAUAUCAGGGUCGUGGGUUUGAACCCCACAUUGGGCAAAACUUUCCUGCAAUCCAUCUCUACAAUUCUGCGAUUGCUGGAAAUAUUUUUGCUCUUUGCAGAGCAGUCAUUUUAGUUUUUGUGUUCAUUGUGUAUGAGCAUGGCAACAGCAUCUCUGACUUGCAUCUUCUAUGUGCCUGACCUCCCAUCUGUUGGUUGAAUGUGUGCAUAGUGUUCAGCUCCAGUUGCAUUUUUAGAGUCUUGUGUGCAUACGUUUAAUUGAUGUUGUGUCACAGUUGCGGUGUCCCUCCCCAACCCCACAAACAGAGUUUAUCUGUUGAAUAGGCUAAGGCCGAUGAAGGGCAGGGCUCAAGACUACCAGUGGGUAUCUCAUUUUGUGUGAGCUGGCCUGUUUGUUGGAGAGGUAAUGGGUUGCGCCCACUGUUCUGGAGAAACAGUAGCGAAGCCAUAGACUUAUAACUUAAAGUUGGUACUUUGCAUUAUUGUACAAUCCCCAACCUUCAGCUUUUCCAGUUCUCUUUGUCUCAUUCCACCUAUAGGCUAAUCUAGAAGUACUAGGGACCUAAAUUCAGAUUUGCUUGGGCUUUAACUAUUCAGUAGCCGCUGCCACUGAAUAACAUUCUGAUCAGCAGAAAGUGAAGACUGACCUUUGAUGAACAUAUCAAAAUAUAUUCAUCUUAAAUGUGCACUUAAAUCUACAGCUUUUAAACUUAGAUCCUGUAUUUAACAUCAAACCCCCACAUCUGCCUCCCUUGGUGCCAGUAUUUUUUAAAAGCAUAUUGGGCUUUCCCUUAGGAUGGGGUUUUUAAAGUAUAAAGGCAGGCUUCCUGCAUGUCGUCGCAUUCCUUUCCCCCACCAUAAUGCUGAUUUUUCAUUACAAAAGAGUCCAUUUACUUGCCAGACAUCAAAGAGAUGUCUGUUUGUCCAAGAGCUGAAUUGAUGUAGCAUCUCUGCACUAAAGUGCAGCAGCAUAAUGAUGAGACGUGAAAUCAGUACGCUUUGGUGCGUCAAGCAGCGAAGGGGCAUGUUUUAGUGCAAAGAAAUAUCUUUUGACGUGGAAUUUUAAAUUUACUGUUUCAAGUUUAUCGAGAACAUUAGCUUAGAACCCUCCAUUUUCUUUGGUGAUAGAAUUUAAACUGAAAUGCCCAAGUUAGAAUUUUGAGAGAUUCUGCUUUCAUUUUAUUACUCUUUUGAAAUGCUUUUAGAACUUAGGGUUGUUGACCAAAUCUUGACAUCGUUACUGCAGUUUUUGGUCUAAACAGUGGUUGUUUCUCAAAUAUUCAGACAGAGGCAGUUGUUCUGAAACUAAAGCCACUUUCCUAUCAAUGCUCCCUCAAGCUUAACCUUCUUCUUUCCCCACCCCAAAUUUAGUUAUCCGCAUUUGCACAAAACCUUGUCAGCUUAAUUAUGGGAAGUUCUUUAAAUAAGAAAACUGUUUUUAAAAAAUAAAAUAAAAUUGGUUGCCUCCUAUCCAAAAGGAUAUUACUGAAUAGAAAAACCAUGAUGGACAUGAGUAUAGUGGUACCUUGGUUCUCAAAUUUAAUCCAUUCUGGAAGUCCGUUUGACUCCCAAAACCAUUCAAAAACCAAGGUGCGGCUUCCAAUUGGCUGCAGGAACUACUUCCUGCGCUCAUUUGGAAGCCAUGGAAGCCGUGUCACAUGAUCAGCUUCUGAAAAAUGUUUACAAACCGGAACACUCCUGGGUUUGCAGUAUUUGGGAGCUGAUUUGUCCGGGAGCCAAGCCGUUCAACUACCAAGGUACCACUGUACUACUGAGUUGGGUGAGUUGUGACAUUGUGGCCUGGUGAGGAGUCCUCCAGAGUUGCUCGCAAGUCUAACAACCCACCUCUUCCGAAUCCGGAAAACAUAGGAACAUACGACUUAGGAAGAUGCUUUAUAUACCAUGUCAGACCAUGUGUCCACCUAGCUCAGUGUUGCCUACACGAACUGGCAGUGUCUCUCCAGGGUUUCUGAGACGGGGCAUUCCCAUCCCUACCAGGAAUGCUGAGGAUUGAAUCUGACAAGGCAGAUGCUCCAGCACUGAGCAGCUGCCCAUGCCCUGAAAAGUUGUGUGAAUUGACUCUGUUUGAGAAGGUUGCUAAGGGGUGUGCAGCUGUAGCUAAAAUGUCAUACUGGUCCCUGGCUCAUAGGAGCACAGGUAUAUCGUGCAGGGUCAUUUUUGUGUGUGGAAAUUCUCAGCUUAAAUACUCGUAAUUACACACAAACACACACACAUACUUGAUAGCUCACUGUUUGGAAAGGAUAAUCUGUUCACUAUUGUGUGGGCUCAAAAUAUAUUGCAUAGUUAGUCCAUUGCGCCUGCAGCUAGAUGACAACUGGGCUAUUAUGUAAAUUGUGUAUCUAUCUUUCCAUUUAUCUCCCUUUUAUUAUUUUAGGCCAGAGCUUGCGAGACCAGCUACCACUUUGUAUCAGCAUAAUCUGACAGGAAUCCUGGAAACAGCUGUCAGGGCAACAAAUGCACAGUUUGAUAACCCUGAGAUCCUCAAACGCUUGGAUGUCAGACUUUUGGAGGUACUUUAAAACAACAACAACAAAAAACCACUUUAGCAUUUUACGAGAAUAUUGGUUUGUUUUAAUUUUUUUUUAAUUGCUAACAGCAUCUGAGGUCAGCAUUGGAAAAUAGCAUUGUCUUGUCUUGCACACAAAAUCUGAUUUUCUCAUCUGUCAGUGUAGUUCUUAACUAUUAUUUCUCUGAAAAGGAGCUUUGGUUUUUUAUUUAUUUAUUUAUUUGUUUGUUUUGUUUAUGGCAUUUGAGUGCCGCUCCACAAUGCAAGGCUUUCUGUGCAGUUUACAAUGGCAACAGUGCGCUCUUUUGUUGGUUAUAGAUAGAUUACACUUAUAGCUAUGUGUGUUUAUAAAAAUUAAGGCAACGGUCCAGUUUUAUUUAUUUAAAAUAUUUUUUUUUAACCCUGCUCUUCAACCGAAAAAGGCUCCCACAACUUCUUACAAAUGUCUGUGAUAAGACUGUUCCUGUCCUCAGGCUUACAAUCUAAAAGACAUGACACAAAAGGAAAGGGGGCUGUGGUGGGGAACGGAAAAAGCAAACUCAGGCACUUUAUCUUUGUUACAGAGUUCUUGUAAAUGACUAGGUAGAAUGGAAAGAUUUCAAGAAGAGAAGGAGUCAGGCGCUGCUCAUUAAGAAAGCAGAUGAAGAGGCCCUGCUGUUCCCUAUCUGUCCCUUGCCCAUAGCCUGAUGGAAUAGCUGCUGAUGGCAGUUGAAGAAGGAACUUAGAUGUAGCCCCUCUUUCAUUAAAACUGAUGGAGAGGUCUUUCGCUCUCAUGUCUUUCCAUCUGCAGCCUGGUGGAAUGUGUGCUGAUCAGUAUAGGUUCAGCAUACCUAAGCCACCUUAUUUCAGGGGUCAGAAGUGUGCUUCAUUCUAGAUUAUGGUUAUAGUGCCACUGAACUUACCCUGAUGCAGUCCUUUCAAGGAGGUGAUGAGCUGUUGUACUAUCCCACUUAGUACUAGGGAGGACAUGGUUCUCUCAUGUUUAUGUGUGCUUCUCCCUGCUGAACUGGAUAUACAGUUGACAACACAGUGGUACCUUGGUUUAAGAACAGCCCUGUUAUGAACUACAGUCAUACCUCGGGUUACAGACACUUCAGGUUGCGUUUUUUCGGGUUACGGACCGCCGAAACCCAGAAGUACUGGAACGGGUUACUUCUGGGUUUCGGCGGUCGUGCAUGCACUGAAGCGCUAAAUCGCAACCCGCGCGUGCGCAGACACACCGCUGCGGGUUGCGAACGUGCAUCCCGCAUGGAUCAUGUUUGCAACCUGAGUGUCCACUGUAUUGGUUUACAAACCCCGCAAAACCGGAAAUAAUGUCCUGGUUUGAGAACUUUACCUCAGUCUAAGAACGGAAUCCAAACAGUGAAAGGGCACCGGCGGCGGGAGGCCUCAUUAGUGAAAGCAUGCCUCGGUUUAAGAACGGUUUUGGUUUAAAAAUGGACUUCCAGAAUGAAUUAAGUUUGUAAACCAAGGUACCACUGUUCCUAGAAAGGGUUUCUAUGGGACCUCCCAUACCCUGUGUGCUGAUAAACAUGGUAUCUCCCAAUUUCAGACUUGCAUUCUGUGCCCAAUAAGAAAGUAUGGGGAGGGGGGAAUCCCUCCCAACCAUUUUUGAUUGAGUAAAGUAAAACAGGGUCAUUCCUAAUAGCUAAAUAACUAUUGGAAAACAGCUAAAUAACAAUAUAUGUGAUUUGGUUAAAUGCUGAUAAUUCUUUUUAAGGUGUCUCCUGGUGAUACUGGUUGGGAUGUUUUCAGCUUAGACUAUCAUGUUGACGGACCGAUUGCAACAGUAAGGAUAUAUGUAUAUUUCUAUAUCUCUGGCUCUAUAUCUAUAUCUAUAUCUAUCUCAGUUUGUCAAUUUUCACCCCCACCCCCACUUACUUCACUUAAAUACUUUGUUACUAAAAUAGCCUUUGUACUUUUAGCAUUGCAUGAUUAAAGAGACUGCUUGGUAUCUUGGAUGUACCCAUUGUAUUAAGAGUACAGCCAAACUCUCAAUUUUCCUAAAUUAUUAAUGAGUGUUAAAAUGCUACAUUUUAAGACUUUCAUUAUUUGAAAUAAAUAAUUCAUUUGUUCUGUCGGAGAUUUUUAGAAAGUACUUAAUAAAUGGAUUUUCAUUUUCAUCCAUUAUUCUGAAACUGUAGCAACUAAUUUGGGAUAAUUUGCAAGAACUGUGAGAUGUAUUUUAGGGGAACCUAUUUGUACUCUUUAAAUAAAAUCUGAUGUGUAGCAUUCAUUAAAACAGAUGAGAAAAUAGCAGCACUAUUGUUCAGAAUGCUUUUACUAUAUGUAAAGAAUAGCAUUGCUUUCUGAACAAGGUGUCAGAAGUGAGAGUUUGACCAGCAAGGUAUGUAUAGUUUAGUGAAAGGAAGAUAAUAUCUCACUUUCCUAAUUUGUUAAUCCAUUUUUUCAUGCUCUGAUUUUCCUCUGUAGAUUGUAAGUAGUUGCAGGGCUGUGUAACCAAUUUCUUUAUAUUUAGGAUAUUGUUAACUGUUUGAUAUCUUCUUUUUUUAAACAAAAAAUAGCAAUCCAUCUUUGGUAAAGAAGAAAAAUGUGGUGGAAGGCAUUCCUAACAUCCGUAAAGCUGUUGUAUAUAAAAUAGCAAGCUUUAAUGCAACUAUAUAAACAAUAGAAUUUGAACCUGUAAAUAGAAUGUAGACCUGUAAUUUGAAUUUUGGGCCUGCCUAUAACCUUAGCCAUGGACUGAUUGAUUGGUCCUAGGCAAGUUACCGUAUUUUUCGCUCUAUAACACGCACCUGACCAUAACACGCACGUAGUUUUUAGAGGAGGAAAAUCCGUAGGCAUGCCACCCGUAGGCAUUCCCUCCAUAACACGCACAGACAUUUCCCCUUACUUUUUAGGAGGAAAAAAGUGAGUGUUAUGGUGCAAAAAAUACGGUAUACUCUCAACCAUAAUUUUCCAUGCAUUUUUGGUAAGCCAUUAAGAUAAUUCGGAACACUAGGUUUCAGUACAUAAGAGUUUGUGCCAGUUAGGAUCAUGGGAUGUGCCCUAGAUCCUUGGUGCUGUGUAGCUCCUAGCUUCUCCUGUGUGGUCAGGUGCGGGGAGGAAAUUUAGUGGUUCUUGCUUUCUGUUCCAAAAUUAAUUCAAUGCCCAGUUGAUCAGAUCUGAAAUACCUCCCUAAUUUUAACAUGUCCUUUCUUUUUAAUUUCCUGUGUUUUCAGAGGGAAAAGAUAUUGUAGAUGAGGCAGCGACAUUCACAAGGAGGAGUGUUGCAUUUCAGUUUGUUUUUUUUAAGCAUUGCUAUUUUAGGGCAGCAAGGAUCAAGCAAAAGGAGGAUCUAGUUGUACUUGAGCUUGAUCCCGAUAGCUGCAUCUCAGCCACCUGCCAUAUUCUUUUGUCAGUAACCCCAUGGCCAGGUUCAGUUUUUAAACCUGAGUUAUUUCCAGACAAGGAGGGGAGAGAUUCAAUGGCUCUCUUCCUCACCUUCUCUCCAUCAGGUUGGAAUGAGACCUGGGGCUGUCAUACAAUGGCUGCCCUGUGUGCAUCCACAUACAGUGGCAGCAUGUGUGGUCUGUCUGGGUACCCAUUGUGUGUGUGUACGAUGAAAGGUUUGCACAGUCCCCUGUACACGUAGACUCCAACUGUGGUGGUCCCGUGGGUUACCCGAGAGGCGAGGUCCAAGUCCGGUCCGUGGUCAAAGGUGCAACGUGGAGGCAGUCCAUAGUAGCUGACGCUGGCUGCAGGGCACGGAGUCGGGUGAAGUCAGGAACAGAUAUGCAAGCAGGGAGCCAGGGUGGGUCAGGAGCUCAGGUAGGAAAACAGGACAGGGUUCAGGCAGGAACUAGCAACCAAUAAUGUUGCUCCCACAACUUGGGACUGGGGCUGGCCGGCUUUUAUCUGCCCCGAGGCAUAGGGCGACCCCGAUCCUCUGGUGACUCACCUCUCCUGGCCUGGAGGCGAGCACUCCUCCUGUGGGAACUUAGUUCCCUCCGCCUCUCUGCCCUGAGCCUCUGCAGCUCAGGAGAGGCUGGAGGGUUACCGGGCCCAGAGGUAACCUCAGCUUCCCCUGAUGGGGCUGAGAGUGGAGCACCUGCAGGCAAUGGGUCCUCCAUCACCUCAGGAGCCAGAGCAGACUCAGCUGAUGUCUGCACCUGAGGAUCCAGCACAAGUGAGGACCCUUUGGGCUCAUGCCCCAGCCCCGGCUCAGCUGGUUCUGGAGGCGGGGAAUCCUGUGCAGGUUGGGAUCCCUCAGGUUCAGCAUCCGAGUCCGAAUCCCAGGCCAUCUCACCAACAUGUGUAAGCAGAGUUGGGUUGACAUUGUGCAAAUGGAAGCGUUUCUUCUAUUUUUGCAUUUUUAUCACACCUUUCUUUCAAGAAGUUCAAAGUGGCAUACAAGGUUCUCCAUAUCCCCACUUUAUGCUCACAUCAACCUGGUGUAGGUAGGUUAGGUGACUGGCCUAAGGUCACUCAGUGAACUUCAUGACUGAGUGGCGGAUUCGAAGCUUCGUCUCCCAGGUCCUAGUCUAACACUCUUACCACCACACAGGCUCUAAAUGCUGCACAGAUAACCAGUAAUAUUAGAGAUUGAACCUGGAACACCUUUUUUCUACCUCUGUAUUUGUCUUGUCACAUUGGUUCACGCAGAAGUCCUUGUAUGCCAGUAUGGACUUCCCGUAACUUUUGAUGGACUGGACCUUGCUUAAAUCUUGCUGUAAAUCUCUUAACUCAACCUCAAGUGUCAGUUGGUUGCUCUGCGAAGCUAUCCAGAGACCCUGGAAGCAAGUAAAGCAGCGGUAUGAAAGGCACUUAAUACACUUUAAACCUCUGUGUUGAUCAUAUUUGCAGGUGUUCACCCGUGAGUGCAUGAGCCACUAUCUGAGGGUGUUCAACUUCUUGUGGAGGGCAAAACGGAUGGAAUAUAUUCUCACAGACAUAUGGAAAGGACAUAUGUGUAACGCAAAGCUUCUGAAAAGUAUGCCAGGUAAGGGAGUAACCAACCGUAUUACGGCAAAAUUACACAAACAGUUGUUUUCAGACCAAACCUCCUUUAUAGGUUGCUUUGUAUGAGAGAGAAAUUUAUUCUUACUGCUGAAGUCUCUCCAAAUGUCAGAAGGUUUCCUGCAAGGGCAGAUGUUAUGUUUUUUUAGGGUGGUUUGUUUUAAGUUAACAAUAACUUAAUUUCUAUGGUUUUUUGUAAUCCUGGUAAUAAAACUGCCAGAUUGCACACAAAUAGGACAGGGGCUUUUGCUCCAGGCACCUAAAAAGUUGAUGGUUCUUUGUAAGCCGCUCAGAGGUCUUCAUUCGAGUAAGUAUAUUGCUUUUGGUAAAUAAAUAAAUAAAUAAAUAGGCAAGGGAGAAAACAAAAUGGGAUUCGCUUUUUGGGUGAAGAGUUUCCCUCUGGUUACAAGCGUGACGUGUUGGUCACAAGAGAGCUCACCCCCUGCCCACUCUCCUAUUUGCUCUCCCUUUUCCCAUCACUCCAUCCUGGCGUCAUUCCUUAUGUGGUGAGAUUAGAGACGUUGCUUUAGCUUUUAGCAGACAUUUUCAGAAUUCUCUUUUCAUCCGGAUUGCCAUUGUUCCACAAAGCACUUCAGCAUCGGCCACUUCGACUUGUGCUGCCUCAUACAGAUUCCACUUUUGCCUUCGAUACACCUAAAAUUCCUCUGAGGCUUCUUUCUUCAGCUCAGGAUUUGGGAUUUGUCCAAAUCCAGUGCACUACCCUAAAGUUUAUUACAUGGAUACACAUAAUAUUAUGUGGAAAGCAUUAUGUUAAUGCAGCAAUCACCCCUUUGCCAUUGUACGUAUCCCAAGGCUGCAGUAGGCAGCCAGGUAUCAGGUAAGCUGGAGAAUCAUGGCCAAUGUGCAGUUGGUGGUGCUGAAAAACACCUGCUUGGCACAAUGUAAUGUUGAAAUGGCCCACAAACGUUUGGUGGGGUAUUGAGGCAAACAAACUUGUGUCUUUUAUUCUAUUACUGACUUGUAAUUUGACUUCAUUUCCUCUGUAGACUGAGAGCAGGUAGGGUGUGUAGGGCCACACAAUCCUAUGCAUGUUUACUCAGAAUUAAAUCACAUUGCAUUUCAUGGUGUUAUUUCCUACUUAAUGUUUUAGGAUUGCGACCUGAGUAAAAAAGUUCUGAAUUCAAAUUUCACCUUGAUCAUGAACAUAUCUGAGCGCCUUUCCCUUAAUGCAAUAUGAGGAUAGCCAUCAAGUCUGUUGCACCACUAAGUUACACUGGAUGCUUAAAAUAUUCUACUUAGUACAUUGCUAUAUAUAAUUGUUGUUGUGAUUGUGGUUAGAUAGGUCUCUGAUUUUCUUCGUGGGUCUUCUGAAUAUGAUCAGAAAUGUUCAAGCUUUCCCCCAGCCCCUGAGCUUUUCAAUAUUGUUUAGGACUCAGUGGACCCUUCAAACUUUUUUCUACAGAUCAAAACCCAUACAUAACUGAUAUUUUAAUGACCACAGCCUUGCCUUUUAAUUGAUCAGUUUUACAGCAAAAUUAGUAGAUUGCACCAAUAUAGUAUAAAAAUAAGAGCCCCUAGUUCAGGACCUUGUUAGACUGUUGGUAAAUCCAGCUGUGGUCAAGAUAGUCAUAUCCAUUAUCAAGAAAAAUUAAAUCAAGAGCAGGGUUAGCUACAGAUAUUCCUGAUUCUUCUGGAACCUUUGAAUAGACUACCUGAAUGGAGCUCACAGUUUGAGAACCUCUGUUCUAGCUGAAAGGCUUCAAUAAAUGAGAUUAAUGACCUACAUAUAACUCAGAAUGCUUUUCAGUCCACCUUUCCAAUAAAUUAGGCAGCAAACUACCUAGUUGUUUGCUCAUGACUGUGGUUGGUGGAUCAAAAGUUUGCGUGGUCAGCGGCAAAAGGACACUGCUCCUGAAUAUCUGCAAAUACUCCUUGGUCUAUGUGGCCAGGUGCCCAUGUCUGGUUCAGUGGGCCAGGGGUAGCUCAAAGAGUUGUUGCUUAUUUUCAAAGCCAUUGGCUCAUUUCUUCCCCUUCUCUCUCAGCUUGGCUGUACUCUGUUUUGUUUUUGUGGCUGCUGCUGAGCAGUAUUCAUUCAUGGGCUGUAGCAAUGUUGUGUGACUGGAAAAUAUUAUUAUGUAGUGAGUAUAUUUUCUAUAAUGAAAGAGUUUCAGUGGGGAAGUCUGUUUACUAAGAUUUUUUUUAAAACAACAACAACACAGUUCUGCAGGUUUAAUAAGGAUGAUGAAAUUUUUGAAAUAGCCUUGAGGGGGCAAUAGAGCAUUACGGUUCUUCAUUGACCAGGGCUUUUUUCAGCUCCAGAACUCUCUUCCAGGCUUGCAGAGUACUGAUGUGUGUAUUGCCAUUUGUGAUACUAAACUGAAUUAGUCUUUAGACUAAAUGGGUUAAGCCCUGCUUUGGCAUAGAAUUAUAUGCAUUUUCUUGCUUUUGUGAAUGGGAUUUUAUGCACAUCACAUUCUGGGUUUGUUUGUUUUCUGGGCAUUGUUAGUCACUUUGGAUUUCCAGUAGGUUGGUAUACAAAUGUUUUAAUUAAUAUAUAAAUAAGAAUCAAACCAGGGAGAUGGAAAGUUCUUUGUGAGUGACUGCCAGAACUGAAUAUGCAGUGGAGACCUGGUAAAACUAGCAUUCGUUAUCAACUGCAGCUGCUGGCAAUCAUGCAAGGUUUUGAAUCGUGCAUGACUCUUUAGGCAAAGAUUUUCACAUGUUAUGUCUAGGAAAAAGAAUUCAGUCAAGAUAUAAAGCGAAGAAUGUUAGCAAUCCAGAAUUCAUGCCUGUAGUAUGACGCAGCCCACCUGAGGGAUAUCUUUGACUUUAAAGUGAGUACAAACUAAAAAAUAAAUUGUUCAAGUAUAGAGAGCAAAAAUUUCCAAGGAAACCUGGAAUGUUUGUUAUGACAGACACAAGUGAAUAAAAUAGCAUCUUUGGCCUCUAGUCACUUUCUGGAAAGUGCAAGUGUGGAAAAUAUGGAAGUCCAAAUUUUCACCUCAAAUUCCCUCCCUCCCUCCCAUCUUCCUAGGCUAAAAUUCUCUACCCACCUUUCUGGGAGUACACCCUGUUGAACUCAGUGGGACAAACAUCUGGAUAGAUACAUAUGAAAUUGUGCAGUAAGAAAAUAAAAUCUAGCAGGUAAACAUAUUGAAACAUGACAAAAAGAAGGGCAUUGUAGAUGUUGGUUGUUUUGGAUAAUUCCAAUGAAUUGUUAACUAGAAUGAUAUGUGAGCUAAAGGCUCCUGUGUUACAUACCCCUGUAGUUUUGCAAAUAAUAAACCAUUGUCAACCAGUGAUCUGUUAAGACUCAAACCUCUAGAGAUUUUACAGAGAGUUAUUAUAUGGCAGUCAUGAGUUAGGAGUUCUAUGGGCUCAAUCUCCUGGUUGCAUCAGUUGUUAUAUAAACUUGGCUACAAAGAAUACAAACUUUGUUAUAUAAACUUGGGCUCCAAAGCAGAACAGGUACAGAGAGCUUUCUGGAGGACAGGGGUCUGGGUGAAAUUCUUCUGCUAGGAUGAGAAAAUGCAUCUAAUGUCAGGGCCUAGCACUGUUGGGAGGGUUCAUUUAAAAUGAGAGAAUAAUACCCAGUCCCAGUGAAAAGUUUUAUUUGCAGCAAAUUCACUGCAAACUGUUGGCAUGGUUGUUAGGAAAAGGUAUUUAUUUAUACAUGUGAUGCGGCUGCCCUCACUAGACAGACUCCUGGGAUGCAAUCCUAAAUUAAUUGGAGAAUAUAUCAAAACAGAAGUCCUUAACUCUUCUCAUGUAACGCUUCUUUGUGCACACAGGGAACGUAAACCCCUUAAGAGUCGCUGAAAAUUGCUAGAAUUUCUGUUGUUAGCAGCCAAGAAGGUGAUUCCCAGCCAGGCAUUUGGAAAGCUAAAACAAUCCAUUUAGUGAACAAUUGGCUCUCUGAAAUCUGUAAUGGAGAAAUGUUUUUACCAGUUAAAAGUUGCAACUUUUAUCAUUGUUCUUGUUUUAUCUGUAAUGCGGGUGGUUUUUUUUAUCUGCAGUGCACUUUUUAGGCAGUAUUGCUCUUUAAGUGGGAUCUUUAGCAUAACACUAAGAGGAGGUCAUGAAACCCCAUGAAGAAGCUGAACAUGCUUUUACACUCACUACUUGGUGCUGCUACCGGUUGUUUGUUUUGCACACUUGAGUCCACAAACGAUUCCUUCUUUCUGGGUUUUGUGGCUGUUUCUUUCUUUCCCAUAUGCGCUGCAAAUUUUACAUAUGUGUUAUCUGAGAGCGCAGGAAUAUCAAACACGGUAAAGAAUGGUUUGCCCUUUCUAUGUCACAGGUAGGUUGUGGCACACAGGUGGGUUUGGUAGCAUGCUGUGCAAACAGGGAAGCUUUGGCAUGGCCUUAUCUCCUCUUGAAGCUUGUUCCACACUUGAGUACCCUUGACUGACAAUGCCUUAUCUCCUUUCCCCACAAAGUUUGGCCUAAGCAUUUUAGUGACUCUCUCCCAAAAGAGAGUUGAAAUCUCUGAGGAUCAUGCACUGGAAAGGCAGGCUCUAUCUUCCAAUGAUGAACAUAAAUAGCCACUGGAAAGGAAGCCACCAGGCAGGACUCCCAUUAUAUGAUAGUCACAUAUCUAUGUUAAUUCAUAGCAGGGUGGAUCAGGAGUUAGAAUAUUGGCCUGGGUCAUGCAUGAAAAUCCCUGUAUAACCAUGGAGUUAUUAGUGGCCUUGGGUAAAAAUGUCUGCUAUUGAUUAAAGAGAAGGCAACUGUCAUAUUUUAUUUGCCUUUUUAACAAACAAGAUGGAAUGAGACGGAAAGUGCUAAGGUAUAUAAAGAAGAGGCAUAAGUAGGGAUUCAUGUUCGAACUGAAGUAACUCAAUGUGAUUGUUUUUCAGAACAUUAUUCUUGGAAUUCACCUAAAUAGACAUUCUGGUUCCACAGCACCUUUUAAAAGAGAGUUGGACCAAGAAAACAAAACAGGCAAAGGCUGUAUAAGAAAAAUGAUGAAGAUCCAUCAUAACUGAGCUUCAGUUCAGAAUUAAGCAAUCUGUGUGAUACUUCCUUUUCUGCGGCUUUUCCAGCAAUCCUUGCUGACCGCAAUUCAUGAUUUCUCAUAGGCUGUUGUUGCUGUAACCUUCACCUUGAUAUCACCUAUUCGAUUUUCCCAAUAGCCGUAGUCACUAUUUUGACUGUUACUGUUUGCAGUUCAUACUAAUAAGCAUGCAGACUCAGAAUUUAAGCAUGUUAACUCAGAAGGAAGCCUUGUUGUGUUUAAUGGCUCUAACUCCUAUAUUAGGAUUAUAUCCCUAGUUUAGAGAUCUUGACAGCACGAUCCAAACCCAAAAUUCAUGGGGAUGAGAGAGUUUGUGUUCAGCAGAUUUGGGGGGUUUCCCGUGGGCUAUGCUGACCUAUGUUCUUCCCCUCAGCUGAGCCAUACAUACACUGCUAUUAAGUCCUUUACCCUGGUUCAGCCAGCAGGGCUUACAGUGAUGUAAGUCUCAAAAAGAGUGGGACGAGGAGAGAUGUGAACCUAUUCGAAACCCUGUGAUCUGGGACCCAAUCCUCAUCCAGCAGUAUUAUUACAAUUUCUCUGUUAACCAGGAAUUAUUUGCUCUAGAUAAUUUCUAAUUAUUAGGAAAUAUCCAGUAUGAAUAUUCUAGGGGGAAGACUUUUUAUUGCUCUUCAUUCCAUAUAUUUUCUGGUUGUUUCUGGCUAGCAGCUGGGGAGAAAAAAUCCCCCCCCCCCCCCGAUAGCUGCAGGUUAUUCUUUCUCAUGUAAUUUUUGCUCUGUAUAGAUCUUGGCAAUUUUGCUCCGUAUAGAUCUUUGUCAUCUUGGUAUAGUCAUUGGUUUGCUUCAUUCAUUCUGAUGCAGUUUGCUCCGAUAAUCCAAGACAAAAUUGGGUAGUGCUGAUGUGCCUCAACCAAAAUGUUGAGAGAGAAGUCCAGUUUGCCUCUGAGCUUUUGAGACAUUUUGGAACAAACAAGAGAUAUUUUUGUAUAAUGCGUAAUCAUACUGUAUAUGGAAUAUUUUCAUCUGCUCUGCCAGGUCAUGCAUUCCUUCCCCAGCACACAGUUUCAUCUAUGAGGGAUUCAAUUUAUUAACAUUUAUACUCACUGUACCAUUAGUUAAAUAUUUUCCUAAGUAAUCUUGUAUCCUGAAAGUUCCUAGUUUGUCCUUCCAAAUCUCUUGUGGCAAGCCAAAGUGGGGGCUUAGGCAUCUGAUGUUUUAUAUAUGUUGCUGAGAAAAAUUAACCUUCUCAUAAUAAGAGCUCUGUUCAGGCUCCUUUGCUAGUGGAUUGCCACCUGUUACAGCAGUGCCAAGCAGACUUUGUUUCCCAGCCACAAAGGUCUUUUCCCUAUCUAUUCUGUUCCACGUUCUAAUUCCUUUCUAUUACAAAUCUUGUUUUGUACCAGAUCUCCAGAGUUUUGUCAACCUAUACUAUUAAUUUCAUUUUCUUGUUUGAUCCUGCAUUAUAUUUUCUGUUAAUAUGGGGGUGUAUUUAUUGCAGGCAGAGGCUAUCAUGGCUACACCUCUGGAAAAUGCUGAACUUGUGGCCGUAAAUAUACUGAGAUUAAAAUGAUAGUCCACAUAUAGUCUCCUUUCUUUGAGAACCCGUUAUCAAUUUAUAUACCGUAUCUUUUGCUCUAUAAGACUCACUUUUUCCCUCCUAAAAAGUAAGUGGAAAUGUGUGUGCGUCUUAUGGAGCGAAUGCAGGCUGCGCAGCUAUCCCAGAAGCCAGAGCAGCAAGAGGGAUUGCUGCUUUCGCUGUGCAGUGAUCCCUCUUGUUGUUCUGGCUUCUGAGAUUCAGAAUAUUUUUUUUAUUGUUUUCCUCCUCCAAAAACUAGGUGCAUCUUAUGGUCUGGUGCGUUUUAUAGAGCGAAAAAAUACGGUAUGUCUUACUCCUUUCAAAGAUGGGUGCAGGUAGCUGUUGUAUUUCAGGUGUGUGUGUGUGUUUUAAAAAUACGGCUAGAUGAACAUUUCCAUUCUGAGUUUUAAUAUACAUAUUCUUUGAAUUUCUUACAGAACUUUCUGGGGUGCUGCAUCAGUGUCACGUUCUGGCAUCAGAAAUGGUCCAUUUCAUUCAUCAAAUGCAGUAUUACAUUACAUUUGAGGUACCCUUUAACCAUCCAUUUUGUUGUUUGUUUGUUUGAAAUUGGAAGAACGUUCUUAUUGAUGUGAGCUUAAUUAUGUCACAGAGGUAUAGAGCAGAGAGGUUGCUAUUUAAACAGUCUCUAAAACAAAGUGAAUCUCAUUGCUGGAUGUUUUGUUCCAUAGGUGCUUGAAUGUUCAUGGGAUGAACUAUGGAACAAAGUUCAGCAGGCUCAAGACUUGGAUCACAUCAUUGCGGCUCAUGAAGUUUUCUUAGAUACAAUUAUAUCUCGCUGUUUGCUGGACGCUGACUCAAGAGUAAGUCUCAUUUACCUGUUUAUAUAUAAUGUUACCAUUAUUUCUCUAAUUAUUUAUGCUUUUGAGAUUAUUUCUGGCAACACACAAUGGAGUUUUAUUCGGAGAUGAAUUCCACUGCGUUCAGUGCGUCUUCAUUACAAGCAAAAAAAAAAAAAGUUUAGGAUUACAGCCCUGGUAAAUUUAAUCUUUUAUGGGAUGUUCUGGGAGAAUCUCCAUACUGAAAUCAAUUUUUCCAUGUAUCCCUUUGCUCUAGGAGGAGAUAUUAAAUAUAACAAUCUUUCAGCAGUUUCUUAUAGGCUAGCAAAUCUUAGCUUUUCUUUGAACAUUUCAUUUUUAGAGGUUUUGUCUUCCCUUUGCAACUUUUGUUGUAGAUGCUUCUCAACCAGCUUCGAGCUGUCUUUGAUCAGAUUCUUGAGUUUCAAAAUGCCCAAGAUGGCCUGUACCGCGUUGCCUUGGAGGAGUUACAGUUACGGUUGCAGUUUGAAGAAAGAAAGAGAGAGAGAGAGCUUGAGGUACAAAGGAGUUUUCAGUGGCAUUUUAAGCACAAGAACGAUGUGAACACAACAGGCUGCUUGUGUUCAAUACCAAUUCAAUACCAAAAAAUAAUCCUUCUAAUAUCCCCUCCUUUUCUUUGAAAGACUGAGCAAAUAGGUAUUUGGAUAAAGUCUUAAUAUGAAAAGUAAGUGUGUGCAUGUUUACUCAAAAGUAAGUUGCACUAUGCUCAAUGGGGCUUCUGAGAAAGUACAUAUGCCUAGAUUACACAGUACAUUUAACCCAGAUUGGGGUAACCUAGAAGCUGCAAUUGACAAACCUUAAUCCCCCCCCCCCCCAUUAAAACACAAAUUGAAUUCUUUUUCACGCUUGGUAUGUAUUGUUUGUAAGAAGUUUCUUCUGUCUUAACUUCUUGGCUUAUAACUGUAAGAGAUCUCCAACUAAAUUUAAGGCACUUCCUCUUAAUAAAACAAAAAUUAGCAUGUGGCUUCAGAUUUAUUGAUGUGUACACCUGAUAAUUUCUCAUCGUUUUUUCUUUUCUUUUUUACAAUGUAUAUUGUUAAGGGUGAAUGGGGAGUAAAAGAUUCAGAAGAGAAAGAGGAGAAUAAAAGGAUUAAAGAAUUUCAAGAUUCAAUACCAAAAAUGUGUUCACAGCUGCGACUACUUACCCAUUUCUAUCAGGUAUUUUUAAAAAGAGGAAUUUUUAAAACAUUAACGUACUGAUAGCUGGUAUCUGUUUUCUGCUUUAAAUUGCACACUGUUUUAAUGCGGCAUGCAAGCCUUUCCAGGAUUUGGAAGAAGGCAAUAACAAUAAAAGUUAUGUUAUGAAUACAUUAGGGAAUGUGACAUUUGGCUUCAGUAGAUAAAGAACCAGGUGCAUAGAGGUUGUCCCAGACAUAAAAUGAUUGCACUCCAGAGUCUGUGUUUAUGUUGAUCAUUGCCACUGUAGGUAGACAACAUUUUUAUGAAGCAUUCUCGCUAGAAUAAUUUUUGUGGAUUCGCUUUGUUAAAAACCGCCCCGUCAAAACUCAAGACAGGAAAUUCACUAACUUUUCACCUACCGUAUUUUUCGCUCUAUAGGACGCACUUUUUCCCCUUCAAAAAUGAAGGGGAAAUGUGUGUGCGUCCUAUGGAGCGAAGAUGCCAUAGCCCCGCAACCCUCUCCCGGCUGGAGAGGUGACGCGCGGCUAUGGCAGGAGCCUCUAUAGCCGCGCGUCACCUCUCCAGCCGGGAGAGCACUCGCGGGGCUAAAGCAGCCCCCCGCGACCCUCUCCCGGCUGGAGAGGUGACGCGCGGUUAUGGCAGGAGCCUCUACAGCCGCGUGUCACCUCUCCAGCAGGGAGAGCACUCACGGGGCUAAAGAAGCACCCCGCGACCCUCUCCCGGCUGGAGAGGUGACGCGCGGCUAUGGCAGGAGCCUCUACAGCCGCGCGUCACCUCUCCAGCCGGGAGAGCGCGCGUGAGCUAAGAAGCCAUAGCCCUGCGACCCUCUCCCGGCUGGAGAGGUGGCGCGCGGCUAUGGCUCUCCGCUGCGCCUUUCCGCUGCUCCUGACCUGCUCUUUGGGGCUGGUGGUGGGCUUCCCCACCAGCCCCAAAGAGCAGGUCGAAGGAACCUGAAGCCUGGAGAGCGAGAGGGUCAGUGCACACCGACCCUCUCGCUCUCCAGGCUUCCAAGGUAGCCGCCUGAACGGCACCUUGUUUUAGAGCGGGAAAACAAGAGGGGGAAAGUUCUCCCCCUCUCUGUGCAGCGCCUCCUGCUGCUUCACUGAAGGGGCGCUGGGCAGAGAGGGGGAAAUUUUUUUUUUCUUGUUCUCCCCUCUCUAAAACAAAGUGUGUCCUAUGGUGCGAAAAAUACGGUACUUUUAUAAGGAUGGGGCAUUGCAGGAACUGCCCGUCUCUUGCAGUGGAUCAGUUUCUACUUGUUAUAUAUAGUGGAAUUUUCAAGGAUCGCUAUGGAAUGGUGACAUACUUCACACCUUUAUUCCAUUACACACGUUCAUUUGUGUGACUUCUUAUGAAUGCCUAAUUUCUCUGUUUUUCUUUCUUUCUUCCAGGGCAUUGUGCAGCAGUUCUUGGUAUUACUGACCACCAGUUCUGAUGAAAGUCUUCGAUUUCUUAGCUUUAGAUUGGAUUUCAAUGAACAUUAUAAAGCUAGGGAGCCCAGGCUUAGGGUUUCUUUGGGUACUAGAGGGCGGCGUAAUUCACAUAUAUAAAUCUCCCUGCAAUGAAUGUAAACCAGGAUCACGGAUGUGUAACCCGUUGUUGGUUGUGGCAGUCAACUUGGCAUACUAAAACCAAAUGGCAUGCAAUAGGUGUUUGUCAUUAUCGCAAGCAACCUGUUUUUAGUCAUGUGAUUGUGCAACACUUGUGCAGAAAGCAACAUGGCUUAUUUUUUUAUAUUUAAUGGUUGAGAUUACUAAAUGGGUUUAAAUUGUUGCAAUUUUGCUUUGGUAGUCCAUUAAUCAACCAACUAUAUUUUGUUUGUGGCUUUUAAAGCACAUUCCACCAUCAUUGAUCUUUGUCUUCAGGACAUUUUAUCCACAUGCAGACACACACUUGUUUCCUUUUACACUAAGCAGGGCUGUAAUUUUCCAUUUCAGUUUAGAAACCACUUUUAUUUUAAAACCUGCCAGUUUAAGAAUCUGGCCAGAAGUCUAUCUUAUUUCUUUUUCAGUGUUGUGGUGUAUUGACUGUGUGGGGAAAAAAUUAGUCACUUAAAAUUACACACAUUAAUGUUUUCAACAUUUUCAAAACUGAUUUAUUUUUCCAGAAAUUUUUUAACUGCUUUACAGAAACAAAUAUUAGAGACAUAACAGAAGUCCAACACAACAAAUAGUAGAAAUGAAGUUAAAACCUCAGUGAUCUCCAGUAAUGAAACAUGUAAAUAUUUAAUAGAUGUGAAUGAAGUAUUUUGUGUUUAAAUCUGAUGUAUUAGAAAUUAAUUUGGAUAAUGAAGACUACUUAUUUCUCUUUCCUUGCCUAUUUUUCCAUUGUAAAUAUUUAUAUAUUGCUGUCCAGAUGUUAGGGGGAAACAUUUUUGUAAAAAAAAAAAGUCACUAUAUAUCAUCACUCAAUUAUCCAUUUGUUAUAUUCACAGGUAAAAGCUUAGAAAAUAAACACAAUUAUCUUUCAAACUUUUUUCUGUUUCUUCUAACUGACAAAGUGCCUGAUUUAAUAAAAUUAAUACUGAAUUAU
This is a messenger RNA of Podarcis lilfordi (Lilford's wall lizard), 56710 nucleotides long. NCBI's taxonomy places the organism in Eukaryota, Metazoa, Chordata, Lepidosauria, Squamata, Lacertidae. The record is from the annotation of a GenBank genome assembly.